This is a messenger RNA of Pelobates cultripes (western spadefoot toad), 63072 nucleotides long. The record is from the annotation of a GenBank genome assembly. NCBI's taxonomy places the organism in Eukaryota, Metazoa, Chordata, Amphibia, Anura, Pelobatidae.
UGGCUAGAUGCUGGUAGCUCACAAGUGAUUUGUCUAGCAAAUAAGCCAGCAGCUGCUCUCAGCACUGACUUGGAACUCAGUGAUAUUUGCAUUGGACAGAAUGCAUCAAUGGAGCUCAACUAUAGUACCAUAUAUUACUUUCUGAAAUACAACAUCUAUUUACUGCUAUUAGGUAAGCAUUGUGUCAUAUUUUAAAAAAUACAAGUUUUGUGCUUUUUCAGAAACACUUAUCAAAGCUGACUGCAAUGUAUCUGUUCCAUGUGAAUGUAGGGAUACUGUAUGCUCAAAACAGUUUUUAAACCUUAAUGACAGUCCCUUUUUUUUUUUUUUAAGCUUCUAUAAUUUUUUUUAAUAGUAAAGUUCGAUAUGUGCUGUUUUAGUUUACUGUUUAUUGUGAGUUCUGUAGACAUUUUUGUUUUGCUAAUGCAGUGUUUUAUGCAUAUAAAUAAUUCUAGUUUUAAUUAGAGAUUAACUUGUAUCUGUCCCAACAUAAUUCAUGUAUAGUAGUAUUCUUUGUAAUUUGUUUGCUUUGAAAAGUUUGUACUCUGCUACGAGCAUUAUGUUAAUAUUGUCUGGUUGUAUUUAAAUAUAGUUCGGGUCUGUUAUACUUUUAAGAUUAUUAUACACUUAUAUUAUAAAUAUGUAUUUAUUUUAUGUUAGCUUAUGCAUUAAUUAACAGCCUGCCUGAAUCCAUAAAAAGCACAUGCCUUAUGAAUCUUUAAAUAUAGCCAGUAUUUCAUUGUGUAGUCUCAUGCAUAGCUUUUGUUUAGUGUAACAGUGUUUAUUUUGAAUUGAAUUUUUUUCAUUAAUGCACUUUACGCAAUAUGUGUGCUUAUGUAUGCAUUCAGUAUACUUUAAAAUAUAGCAUAGGAUACAAAUGUUUAUUUUACAUACAUAUAUGAGUGCAUACUUAAAAGAUUAUUCAAAGCGUCAUAACCAGCCUGCUGUAGUGGUUAUGGUGCCGGGAGUAUGCUGCCCCUGUUUCCUGGUAAUGGUUCAAACCAUUUUGCAACAGUUUGCCCUUUUACCUUGGUCCACACGGUGCGCAGUGGGUCCUCUAUGGCCAGUGACGACAUCCUACUACUGCAGAGCUGCAGAAGUCAGAAAUCAAUUCUGCUUGACAUUAAUUGAUCAGCUGACCUCUCUCAGCCAAUGAAUGCAAUGCUAUGCAAAGGAAUAUGCACAGAAUUGACAUUAGCCAGCCCAGAAUUCUAGUUCCGUGCUGGACAAUGACACCCCAAUGGCACUGCCUGAGGUGGAGUUACACGCCUGGCAGCAGAGGGAUUAAACUAAGUAUGUACAGCGUUUUGUAGCGCACAUACAGAUUCCAAGCAUCGUAGAUAGAAGCGCCCAGUUACAGGAUAAAGAGGUUUGAAUUUCUACAUGUAAUUUUUGUAUUCAAACCUCAAAAGUACGUUUGUUAAACAUAGGGAUAGGUGAACAUAAUAUUGAAAAUUAUCCUUUAAAUAAACUAGAUGAUUAAUAAGAAUAAUCAAAUUAGAAUAGAAAAAUAGUAAGUGAAGACAGGUGAUAGAAAACAGUUGUAAUAUUAACCCUUUCUCUGCCAUGCAAGUGGUACAGAACCAACACUCUAAUCGUUAACAAAAAUAUUCCAUAUUACCACUUCAUGAGGUGUAAUUAUGAAAAUGGCAUUGGACACUGUCUGCCAGAGAGUUCAUAAGCGCAUUAUUUGAACUUGGAGAUUCAGUGCAAUGUGAUUAAGGAUAAGAUAACCAAUAUAAUUGUUUCUUUGCAUUGCUACAGGUCAAGUCAAAAAUCAGGAACCACUCAAUUACCUUUAACCCCUAAAGGACCAAACUUCUGGAAUAAAAGGGAAUCAUGACAUGUCACACAUGUCAUGUGUCCUUAAGGGGUUAAAGGAUCACUAUAGUGUCAGGAAAACAAAGCGGUUUUCCUGACACUAUUGUGCCGUGAGGGUGCCCCCACCCUCAGGGGUCCCCCUCCCGUGGUGCUAAAGGGGUUAAAACCCCUUCAGCCACUUACCUUAAUCCAGCGCCGGGCUCCCUCAGCGCUGGUGAUCUCUCCUCCCCGUCCGACGUCAGCUCCCCGGUCCGACGUCACUGGAGCCCAAUGCGCAUGCGCGGCAAGUGACGCGCGUGCAUUCAAAGUGUCCAUAGGAAAGCAUUUCUCAAUGCUUUCCAAUGGGCGCUCUGUGCGAAGGAGGCAGAUGCGCCUCUAGUGGCUGUCCGGAAGACAACCACUAGAGGCUGGAUUAACCCCAAAUGUAAAUGUUAUGUUUACAUCUGAAGGGUUAAAACCUGAGGGACCUGGCACCCAGACCACUUCAUUGAGCUAAAGUGGUCUGGGUGACUAUAGUGUCCCUUUAAGACACUUAGGGCUUAAUUCACUAAACACCAGUUUGUGUUAUGUGAAAAAAGAGUUGCAAAAUGUAAAUUAUAGUAGUUAAACCAUGGCUAUAGCUGAGGUGAAGACUUUUUUUUUUAAAUCAGCUAUUUAACUUAACUUAACUUGCUACAAUUCAUAUUAGUGAAUAAACACUUGAAUUUAGUUAGAUUAAUCACAUUAUUGUCAUUAUAUAUAAAUAGGCCAAUGAGAGCACAUAUGAUAUAUGCUAGUCUAACCCUCCAUCGUCUUUAACACAUUAAUAAUAGGCUUAUCAUGAAUGUAAUGCAUCCAAAUGUGUGACACUUUCUGAAUUUAUAAAAAAAAAUAAAAAAAAAUAUGUUUGUUGUUGCAGUUGUUAACCCUGUCAAUCCAGACCAUUAUGUGUAUUAUUUUCAGAUUGUCAGGUUUACAAAGCUUUGGACGUGUUUUCAGGGUUAUUCAAUUGAAUUUUCAGGGAAUUUAAAACAAUUUUUAAUUGUUACGCUGAAAUAGCUGAACUGAAAUAUGGCUUACUUGGAGACCACCCCCGGGUUAGCCCCCCCAUAUUCAGAAUUUUAACAAAAGAUUACUCCAUUUGUUAGAUCUUUGUUAGAUCAGGUUUGAUCAACAAUUUUUUUCGUUAGAUCUACUCUAAAAUAUGCGAUAUUAACAAUCAUUGUCAGGGGGGGCUAACCCGUAGCCAGCCCCCCCUCAACAAAAAUUUGGAGAAAAUGUUGUUGAUUAUGAUAGCUCUACGUUAGAUCAGGUUUGAUCAGGCAAAAUUUUUGUUUGAUCUAGUCUAAUUACUGAGAUAUUGCAUAUAUAAUUAGGGGGGGCUGGCCCCCCCUCAACUGAAAUUUGGACAAAAUGUUACUGAUUUUGGUAGCUAUUCGUUAGAUCAGGUUUGAUCAACUGUUUUUUUCGUUAGAUCUAUCACUCAAGAGGCGGUAUUCCCUACGUAACUUUGUGGGCGUGACUACGGGUUAGCCCCCCCUCAAGUGAAAUUUGAAUUUUUUUUAUUGAUUUUGGUAGCUAUUCGUUAGAUCAGGUUUGAUCAACUGUUUUUUUUCGUUAGAUCUAUCACGCAAGAGGCGGUAUUCACUACUUAACUUUGUGGGCGUGACUACGGGUUAGCCCCCCCUCAAGUGAAAUUUGAAUUUUUUUUAAUUGAUUUUGGUAGCUAUUCCUUAGAUCAGGUUUGAUCAACUGUUUUUUUCGUUAGAUCUAUCACGCAAGAGGCGGUAUUCACUACUUAACUUUGUGGGCGUGACUACGGGUUAGCCCCCCCUCAAGUGAAAUUUGAAUUUUUUUUUAUUGAUUUUGGUAGAUAUUCAUUAGAUCAGGUUUGAUCAACUGUUUUUUUCGUUAGAUCUAUCACGCAAGAGGCGGUAUUCACUACCUAACUUUGUGGGCGUGACUACGGGUUAGCCCCUCCUCAAGUGAAUUUUUUUUUUUUAUUAUUGAUUUUGGUAGCUAUUCGUUAGAUCAGGUUUGAUCAACUGUUUUUUUCGUUAGAUCUAUCACGCAAGAGGCGGUAUUCACUACUUAACUUUGUGGGCGUGACUACGGGUUAGCCCCCCCUCAAGUGAAAUUUGAAUUUUGUUUUAUUGAUUUUGGUAGAUAUUUGUUAGGUCAGGUUUGAUCAACUGUUUUUUUCGUUAGAUCUAUCACGCAAGAGGCGGUAUUUAGCCCCCCCUCAUGUGAAAUUUUAAUUUUUUUUCAUUGAUUUUGGUAGCUAUUUGUUAGAUUAAGUAAGAUCAACUGUUUUUUUUCCGUAAGAUCUAUCACGCAAAAGGCGGUAUUCACAAUCUUAUUUUAAUUUUGCACAUAAAUACCAGUAAAUUUUCAUAUCAAGCCACAGGUGACAUCAUAAUUUAAGAAUUUGCUUGGAUUUGCUAACACAAUGUGUAGAUCAUUUUCAAUAUUUUUUUUUUUUUCUCUACAUGCACAGUAUUGAGGUGAUAAAGUCCAGCAUAUGCCCAGCCUGAACUUAUUAGUGAUAUUUGAAUACAGUUGCAAGAAAAAGUAUGUGAGCCCUUUGGAAUGAUAUGGAUUUCUGCACAAAUUGGUCAUAAAAUGUGAUCUGAUCAUCAUCUAAGUCACAACAAUAGACAAUCACAGUCUGCUUAAACUAAUAACACACAAAGAAUGAAAUGUUGCCAUGUUUUUAUUGAACACACCAUGUAAACAUUCACAGUGCAGGUGGAAAAAGUAUGUGAACCCUUGGAUUUAAUAACUGGUUGAACCUCCUUUGGCAGCAAUAACUUCAACCAAAUGUUUCCUGUAGUUGCAGAUCAGACGUGCACAACGGUCAGGAGUAAUUCUUGACCAUUCCUCUUUACAGAACUGUUUCAGUUCAGCAAUAUUCUUGGGAUGUCUGGUGUGAAUCGCUUUCUUGAGGUCAUGCCACAGCAUCUCAAUCGGGUUGAGGUCAGGACUCUGACUGGGCCACUUCAGAAGGUGUAUUUUCUUCUGUUUAAGCCAUUCUGUUGUUGAUUUACUUUUAUGCUUUGGGUCAUUGUCCUGUUGCAACACCCAUCUUCUGUUGAGCUUCAGCUGGUAGACAGAUGGCCUUAAGUUCUCUUGCAAAAUGUCUUGGGAAUUUGGGAAUUCAUUUUUCCUUCAAUGAUAGCAAUCCGUCCAGGCCCUGACGCAGCAAAGCAGCCCCAAACCAUGAUGCCCCCACCACCAUACUUCACAGUUGGGAUGAGGUUUUGAUGUUGGUGUGCUGUGCCUCUUUUUCUCCACAUAUAGUGUUGUGUGUUUCUUCCAAACAACUCAACUUUGGUUUCAUCUGUCCACAGAAUAUUUUGCCAGUACUGCUGUGGAACAUCCAGGUGCUCUUGUGCAAACUGUAAACGUGCAGCAAUGUUUUGUUUGGACAGAAGUGGCUUCCUCUGUGGUAUCCUCCCAUGAAAUCCAUUCUUGUUUAGUGUUUUACGUAUUGUAGAUUCGCUAACAGGGAUGUUAGCAUUUGACAGUGACUUUUGUAAGUCUUUAGCUGACACUCUAGGAUUCUUCUUCACCUCAUUGAGCAGUCUGCGCUGUGCUCUUGCAGUCAUCUUUACAGGACGGCCACUCCUAGGGAGAGUAGCAGCAGUGCUGAACUUUCUCCAUUUAUAGACAAUUUGUCUUACCGCGGACUGAUGAACAGCAAGGCUUUUGGAGAUACUUUUAUAACCCUUUCCAGCUUAAUGCAAGUCAACAGUUCUUGAUCGUAGUUCUUCUGAGAGCCCUUUUGUGCGAAGCAUCAUUCACAUCAGGCAAUGCUUCUUGUGAAAAGCAAACCCAGAACUGGUGUGUGUUUUUUAUAGGUCAGGGCAGCUGUAACCAACACCUCCAAUCUCAUCUCAUUGAUUGGACUCCAGUUGGCUGACAUCUCACUCCAAUUAGCUCUUGGAGAUGUCAUUAGUCUAGGGGUUCACAUACUUUUUCCACCUGCACUGUGAAUGUUUACAUGGUGUGUUCAAUAAAAACAUGGCAACAUUUCAUUAUUUGUGUGUUAUUAGUUUAAGCAGACUGAUUGUCUAUUGUUGUGACUUAGAUGAUGAUCAGAUCACAUUUUAUGACCAAUUUGUGCAGAAAUCCAUAUCAUUCCAAAGGGCUCACAUACUUUUUCUUGCAACUGUAUUCAAAUAUCACUAAUAAGUUCAGGCUGGGCAUAUGCUGGACUUUAUCACCUCAAUACUGUGCAUGUAGAGAAUAAAAAAAAAUAUUGAAAAUGAUCUACACAUUGUGUUAGCAAAUCCAAGCAAAUUCCUAAAUUAUGAUGUCACCUGUGGCUUGAUAUGAAAAUGUACUGGUAUUUAUGUGCAAAAUUAAAAUAAGAUUGUGAAUACCGCCUUUUGCGUGAUAGAUCUUACGGAAAAAAAACAGUUGAUCUUACUUAAUCUAACAAAUAGCUACCAAAAUCAAUGAAAAAAAAUUCAAAUUUCACAUGAGGGGGGGCUAAAUACCGCCUCUUGCGUGAUAGAUCUAACGAAAAAAACAGUUGAUCAAACCUGAUCUAACGAAUAUCUACCAAAAUCAAUAAAAAAAAUUCAAAUUUCACUUGAGGGGGGGCUAACCCGUAGUCACGCCCACAAAAUUAAGUAGUGAAUACCGCCUCUUGCGUGAUAGAUCUAACGAAAAAAACAGUUGAUCAAACCUGACCUAACGAAUAGCUUCCAAAAUCAAUAAAAAAAAAUUAAAUUUCAAUUGAGGAGGGGCUAACCCGUAGUCACGCCCACAAAGUUAAGUAGUGAAUACCGCCUCUUGCGUGAUAGAUCUAACGAAAAAAACAGUUGAUCAAACCUGACCUAACGAAUAUCUACCAAAAUCAAUAAAAAAAAUUCAAAUUUCACUUGAGGGGGGGCUAACCCGUAGUCACGCCCACAAAGUUAAGUAGUGAAUACCGCCUCUUGCGUGAUAGAUCUAACGAAAAAAACAGUUGAUCAAACCUGAACUAACGAAUAGCUACCAAAAUCAAUAAAAAAAAUUCAAAUUUCACUUGAGGGGGGGCUAACCCGUAGUCACGCCCACAAAGUUAAGUAGUGAAUACCGCCUCUUGCGUGAUAGAUCUAACGAAAAAAACAGUUGAUCAAACCUGAUCUAACGAAUAGCUACCAAAAUCAAUAAAAAAAAAUUCAAAUUUCACUUGAGGGGGGGCUAACCCGUAGUCACGCCCACAAAGUUAAGUAGUGAAUACCGCCUCUUGCGUGAUAGAUCUAACGAAAAAAACAGUUGAUCAAACCUGAUCUAACGAAUAGCUACCAAAAUCAAUAAAAAAAAAUUCAAAUUUCACUUGAGGGGGGGCUAACCCGUAGUCACGCCCACAAAGUUAAGUAGUGAAUACCGCCUCUUGCGUGAUAGAUCUAACGAAAAAAACAGUUGAUCAAACCUGAUCUAACGAAUAUCUACCAAAAUCAAUAAAAAAAAAUUCAAAUUUCACUUGAGGGGGGGCUAACCCGUAGUCACGCCCACAAAGUUAAGUAGUGAAUACCGCCUCUUGCGUGAUAGAUCUAACGAAAAAAACAGUUGAUCAAACCUGAUCUAACGAAUAGCUACCAAAAUCAGUAACAUUUUGUCCAAAUUUCAGUUGAGGGGGGGCCAGCCCCCCCUAAUUAUAUAUGCAAUAUCUCAGUAAUUAGACUAGAUCAAACAAAAAUUUUGCCUGAUCAAACCUGAUCUAACGUAGAGCUAUCAUAAUCAACAACAUUUUCUCCAAAUUUUUGUUGAGGGGGGGCUGGCUACGGGUUAGCCCCCCCUGACAAUGAUUGUUAAUAUCGCAUAUUUUAGAGUAGAUCUAACGAAAAAAAUUGUUGAUCAAACCUGAUCUAACAAAGAUCUAACAAAUGGAAUAAUCUUUUGUUAAAAUUCUCAAUAUGGGGGGGCUAACCCGGGGGUGGUUACUUGGAGAUAUUGUUCAAUUUCGCUAUUGUGGCCUAAAAUUUGAAAUUCACUUUGAAUAUGCUUUGAAUGCCUGACAAUUCUCACUAGAGUGAAAAAAAGUAUUAAGAGCAUUGGAGUAUGAAGCUUUGAUAUAUUUAUUUAUUAUGGAUUUUGUAAUAAGAACAUCCAUUAGAAGGCUGGACUUUAUAACUGUGGUAAGCAUGGCCCCUAUGUCUAAAUGUUCAGAGAUAUGUUUACACAUAACACAAAUGUUUGUCACAAUUUAGCAUAAAAUAUGCAUUCUGCAAAGCGAAUCUUUGUGUUUUAAAUAAAUAUAGUUGGCUGGCUGUCCCUCCCUGCUUGUCCACAAAAACAAAACAAAGCACAAAAGACUUUAUUUUAGCCUAAACUUGCUGUUAGUGUUGUCUGUCAAUAUGAGUGUGUUUUGGUGUUGCUUUGAUUGUAGGCGUAGAUUGUACCUUUACAUCAGAGGUUUGCAUUCCUAAAAGAGACGGCUGUAAUAAACUAGAAUACAGAUAUAAACAUGAAAUCAUUUAAAUGUUUGUAAAUCUAUACUACAGAGUGUAGAGAUCAUUUUGAUUCGACAUAAUGUAUGUAGUUAGGGUUGUUCAAGGUUUUAAGGGCUAAGUACAAUGCAGAUUCUUUUAGAUCUCUUGGGAUGAGCGUGAUGUAAAAAUGAUCACAUUUAUAAGUAUAAUGCAUAUAAAACCAGCCUUUUUUGCCCAUCUGUCAGCUCAAUAAUAAAAGCCUUAAAGUGUAAAUAAAGACUCAGAACCAGUGUUAAUUUUGUCGACUAACAAUUUUAGUCAAAUUUUAGUCGACUAAAACUAAACUAAAUCUCGAACAAUUCAGAUGAAUAAAAUACGACUAAAACUAAAUUGAAAUUUGCCGCCAAAAUUAAAGGAUCGCUAUAGUGUCAGGAAACAAACCCGUUUUCCUGACACUAUAGUGCCCUCAGGGUCGCCCUCCCUUGGCGCUGAAGGGGUUAAAACCCCUUCAGCCACAUACCUUAAUCCAGCGCCGGGCUCCCUCGGUGCUGGUGACCUCUCCUCCCCCGCCGAGUGGAGCGGAAUGCGCAUGCACGGCAAGUGCUGCGCGCGCAUUCAAACAGUCCAUAGGAAAUGCUUUCCUAUGGGCGUUCUGCACGCUGGAUGCGAAUUUCGCAUCCAGCAUCGCAGAUGCACCUCUAGCGGCUGUCAGGAAGACAGCCACUAGAGGUUGGAUUAACCCUGCUAUGUAAACAUAGCAGUUUCUCUGAAGGGUUAAAACCUGAGGAACCUGGCACCCAGACCACUUCAUUGAGCUGAAGUCUGGGUGACUAUAGUGUCCCUUUAACACUGUACAGAGGGCCUGUGGAAGGGGCAAAAGAAGCAGACCAGCGUUUGGGAGAGAGACACCCAGAGGGUCUGGGAGGACACAAGAGAGACAGGUUGCCUAGGGAAGGGGAAAAAUAAACAGAUAGAGACUUUAACUAAGUCCUUUUUGUGUCAAGUAAUAUCUACUGGAGAUUUAAUCGACUAAAACUAAAACAAUUCAGAUGACUAAAAUACAACCAAAAUGGCUUUUUAGUCAAAAGACUGACUAAAAAAUAAAUUAAUAUUUGCCUCCAAAAUUAACACUGCACAGAACCAUAAAAGUGCAGACACACGGGUGCAUUCACCUCUACCUUAUCUGCCUGGAAUCAGUUCCAUAAAUCAACUACUUCUCUAUGUAAAGUCCAUUUUAGUACAGAUUGUGGGUCUGCCAAUCUGUACCAAUUUACAAGAUGUUCAACUAUAUCUGUUAAAGUGGAAAUUCUUGAAACAUAUUUUCUGAUUAACAUGCUUGAUUCAGUGUGCUGUCACUUCUGUUUUAUUUUUUUUUCCCUAUAAAUACUUCUCAUAUUCCUACGAUUUCCUCUUUCAAUCUGUUAAUAUGUGUAUGACUUUGUUUGGUCUGCUCUGCAACUCAACACUUUAAUUUGAGGCAGAAAUCAGACCUGAUUAUUUCUUUCAUUACUUGUAAGAGCAUCUAGUAGCAAAUUGUAAAUGUUUCAAUUCUGAAAUGUCUCUUCUAAGAACAUGGCAGCAAUGCAUUGCUAGCACAGUGUAAUAUAGCAUUGCCACCACUAGGGCUAGGGAGGAGGUUAUGUCAUGGGGACUUUAGCGUUAGCUAGGGUUAGCGGGUGUAGGGGGGGAGAUAGAGCUAUAAAGUACCUGCCUUCAAGAUGCCCUAGACCGAAAGUCUCAUGAUUCUCAGCCAACCAAAGCAGGCCACGCACGUGUGUUUCAGCAAUACAUUGAGCUGUACAGAUAUGUUUGCAGGAUUAGAGAUGACUCUGCUCUCAUGCAGAAUGUCAGAUGUGUACACACCCCAAACCGAGAACUGUAAACUGGAUUGUGAAUUAACAAAAACUCUUCAUGGUAUGGCUGUUUUUAUUUUAUUGAGCACUUCCACUAAUCAUAAACUACAGAUCCAAUAAAGUGCUGCCGUUAACCAUGAAAUCAAAAUGAAAGCUCCUGAUUGGUUAGUUAUGUAAAAUUGUAUAUAAUUUAAAUGUUUAUAUUUUGCAGUACACUAAUAGGCCCCAUUUUCUGCCAUUUAGUUCAUAGAUCAAGUAAGAAAAAAAAAACUAUAUUUAAAUAUUUUAAAUAUUUAUCAAAUAUAUAAUAUCAAGGUCGUAACUAGGAACCUCAGAGCCCCGGUAAAAAAAUCUGUUAAGCCCCCUUGCUAUAGAGCAGAGGUGGUCAAUAGGUACCGUACAACUCCCAUGAUGCCUUGUCAGCUAUAAAUCUAUUAUUUACCCAUCCCUGCAGAGCUGCCAUACAAAUCCCAUGAUGCUUUGCCAGCUAUGGGUCUACUAUUUACCUAUCCCUGCAGAGUUCUAUUUGUAUGCUGCAGUAUCUGUGAAUGUAAAUGUGUUUUCUAUGUAGAUUUUGUAUGGAGUAUAUUUGUGUGAAUGUUUGUUUAUUUGUAUAUUGCUGAUGUUUGAAUGCAAGGGGGUCUGAUUGUGUUUAGUGUUGGCAUUUGAAUGCAGGACUAUUUUGUGUACAGUGUUGGCAUUUGAAUGUGUGGUGGAUUUGUGUGUAAUAUUGGUGAAUGCAUGCAAAUGCACUGGCACAAACACAUAUAGGGGCACAUUGCCAUACAAAGAAUCACAAGUGCAUUGCCACACACAUACCCACAUACAUAUAUUCACACAGAUACACUACGAGAGACACACACACACACAGAUUAACAAGCACAUAUAGUUACUUUGACACAUACUAACAUACAUGCAAGAUCCACACACAGAUCCACAUGUACAGAUACAUACUCUGACACACACAAACACUAACAUAUAUGCAUAGAUACAUAUACUGACACAUAUGCACAGACAUACACCAACACACAUAAACACUGACAAACAUACAUAGAUACUGUUACAGACUGACAUUUGUAACUGUUAUUUUAUUUGACAAAUUGCCCUGCUUCCCUGUGUUAUGGAGAAGCCUAAUUGACAGCCUUCUGCCCCAUGACUAUGGACCUAGUGGGUAUGGCGAUUUGACUGUAUUUGUGGGAUCUGAGCGCUGUUUGGAUAUAUUGAGCGCUCAGAUCCAAGCCAUCUGGGGAUAGGUUGAAUGUGGGGGUUCUGUUCAGUAUGAUAAGAGUUAGGUAUUUAUGUGUCUUUUUGUGUCUUUUGCUAACAUGUGGUUAAUGGAGUUUGCCUCUAUCCCUGGAUAUAAGUGGAUUAUUUUCCCCAUUGUCUCCUGGAUAGAGGGCUCUGUAAAACCGGUUUGGGCCAGAUAACCAUGCUGCCAGCCAGGCCCCAAAAGAUACUUUUGCUAACUUUUGAACCCCUUGUCUGAUUUGUGCCAUUUUUUUAUAUGUUGCUCCCCUGAAUGGAUUGAUUCUAAAUAUGUAAUUUUUAUGAAGAUUGGAUGUGUAGUUUGAAAGUUAUAGUACAUGUAUAAAAACUGUAUUUUUACUGCCUGUGUUUAAUUAUGUUAACCCAUUGUGUGCCAUAAUUAGAUCACAGGCAGAGGGGAGGAUUUUUGUGUGUAAUUGCUGGGAGUGUUUCUGUAAUGUAUGUUUAUGAUUGGUUUUUCUGUAAACCCCUGUGGGUGGUCCUAUCUCAGGGAAACCUGCAUAAAAGAAGGCCCUUUGGUGCCAAGUAAACAGAUCUUCUUGACCCUCAAUACGUAGCCUUGUCUCGUUAUUGGAGGGAACUGCUAUAUCACACUGGGGAUUGCUAUGCUCUGCAUAUUCCCCUGAGCUUUUAGUCACUUAGCUCUUGUAAGAGCUGUUCCUGUUACGCUCUCCUGGAGGAGAGGUCUUCCCCACACGGUCCUGGAGGACAGAAGCUGAUCCAGGGUGGAAGGAAGACAGCGAGACUCCAGUUAAGCUACGGCGGUUGUGGAGUCUGCGGUGGUUGUGGUGUCUGCUGCAGUGUUUGGAGUCCUCAGGAAGCGCUAGGAGCAUCCAUCAACCGAGGGUACUCGGUCGGAGUACAGGGAGCUUCGUUACAGAUACAUACACAGUGGUGUAUCCUGGUUUUGUGCUGCCCUAAGCAUGACAAAACUCAUGACGUCAUAUUCCGGCUCCCGGGAUCAGUGCUCCCUCGCCAUCAUCGCCCGCCCGGACUGUCAGUUAACCGCCAGGCUAAAAAGACAUUUGCUUGGGCAUUUGGGGGCGGCUUUUCCUGGAAAGUGCCGCCCAAGGCAAAUGCCUUGUUUGCCUCGCGGCUAAUACGUCCCUGUACAUACACUGACACCAGGUCCGGACUGGCCCACCGAGAUACCGGGAAAUUUCCCUGUGGGCCGUCGGCACCUGGGGCCAGGCAGGCAGCUGGCUGACCUGCGGCCGCAGAGGGAGCUCCUUUGGCGGCCGAAGGGGGAGCUGGCUGUUCUGUCUCUGUUCCCCCUCCCCAGCGCACUGCUUAAUGAGACCUGUGUCUGUGUCACAGUCUGUCUGUGUUAUGGUGUGUGUGUGUGUCAAGGUGUGUGUGUCUUUUUUAAGGUGUGUGUCUGUCAUGGUAUGUGUGUGUCUCUGUCAUGGUGUGUGUGUGUGUCUGUCUGUCACGGUGUGUGUGUCUGUGUUAUGGUCUGUCUGUGUCAUGGUGUGUGUCUGUCAUGGUAUGUGUGUGUGUAUGUGUGUUUUUACUCACCUUUUUUUUUCUUCCCGUGUCGUGCUGGUCUCCCCUCGACUGGCCCUGCCUCUACGGCUGAGAUCAUCAAGCUUGAUGAUCUCAGCCAAUCCGCACUGACACAGGAAGCACCUCUAGUGACCGUCUGAGUGUCUGUCACUAGGAAGCAAUGUAAACACUGCCUUUUCUCUAAAAAGUCAUUGUUUACAUUGAAAAGCCUGCAGGGACAGGCUGUAGACACCAGAGCCACUACAUUAAGCUGUGUGUGUGUGCGCGCCUGCUAGUAAGUGGGCUUGCUUGUGUGUGUGUGUGUGUGUGUGUGCCUGCUACUGAGUGAGCUUGUGUUUUUAUGUCAAUGACCUUAUUUAUAUCAGUGAGAUUGUUUGUCUAUGAGGCUGUGUAUCAAUCAUCUUGUGUCAGUGAGAUGGUCUGUGUCUGCAUGUGAGUAUGCUUACUGUAUAAUUAAAAAUUUUACUCUGAAAGGACCAAUAUUUUAUAUUGGAAAAAGAUAUAUAUAUAUAUAUAUAUAUAUAUAUAUAUAUAUCUCAAUCAUCUAGGGUGGCAAGACAUAGCCUUACAUAUUACAUGCGACAAUAUAUGGUGCAAUGACUUUUGGGGCUGGCAUAGAUUUUUUUUCCAGGGCUGCUUUGGAAUCCCCAGUCCGGCCCUGACUGACACACAAAUACUAACAGAUUUGCACAGAUGCAUAUACUAACACACAUGCACAGAUCCAUACACUGACACAAACAAACACUGACAGGUAUGUCCCUAUUUCUACACUGACACACUCAAACACUGACAUGCAUAAAUGCAUACACUGACACAUAUGCAUAUACUGACACACAAAUACUGGCACAUUUAGAAACACUUACCCUUUCUAUCAGUCCAUCCCUUUCGUGGCGGAACCUGACGGCACCACCUGCCCUAGUGGUCCAGUGCUGCAGUUGCUGUAAUGUGACAACCAAUGGCAGCAUGCCUUCCACCUUUGUGAGAAGCCUGUAAUUGGUCCACGUGAGACCCUGGCUAAUGUCAUGUAGGGGCGUGGAAGACAGUGUUUCAGGAUAUACUGGGGGACCUAAAUAAUAGUGGCCAAUAGAGUAAUUUAUGCAAAAAAAGAUCACCCAAAAAGGAUUGGAGUAACCCUUUAAAGAAACACUCCGAGCACCAAAACCACUGCAAUGUGCUGUAGUCUCCUGGUUCCCCACCAAUGUCAGUAAUCAAACCUCAUGCUUACAUUCCCAGCAUCCUCUCUUAUAGGAAGCUGUCAACUCUGAGCUAAGCCUGGUGGUACAGGGUUUAACAGAUUAGCAUUCCGCUAAUGUUCUCAGCCAGUGCCCAAUCCACUACGUUUUCCUGAACACACAUCAUUUCUUCAUGUUGAUGGGCAGCACAUGCACGUUGCUGUAUGUGGAACCCAUAUGCUGCAGGAUUUAGUGCUGAAUAAUCGCUUCUUUUUCCUACAUGAUUCAAUUCUACAUUCUACAGGCCAGCACCUUUCAUGUGCUGCUCAUCAAUAGGUACAGGUCAUGUGUAUCCAGCAAAGUGUGGUGGAUCUGGCAACCUUAGGUGUGUCCCAGGCUUUGUCAAGAUGUGUAAUUCUGAUAAAGGGCUCCCAGAUAAAAGUAAACAGGGAAGCACAAAAGACUGGGUCAACACACUGUUGAAUGUCAAUAUUAUUUUCAGCUGUUGGUUUUUAUACAAUACACUCCAGUGAUGGCUGGUGUUACUGUUGAAUUAACAUAUAGGAAAGAAUGUAGCAGACAUAUAAUAAUGACAAGGGCUAAAUUGAAAACCCUGACAGUGUUUCCCACGCAUGAUUAAUUAUCAUGCUGAUUAUAGGAGAGGAAAGUUUUACAUGAAAUAUUUUGUUGGGGUUUGGGAAGAGGGAAGAUUAACUCUUUCAUUGCUAGAGAGUGUGAUAAAAGGGAAUUUCUCAAGUAUAACACAGUAUACAAUUGGCAUCAUACAUUCACAUUAAGCUUUUUUUUUAUCUCCGUAAGUGUUACUCCAACAAAAAACCAUUGCAUUAUCAAAACAAUGUUUUUGGGUCAUUAGAGUAACCAUUACCUCCAAAUCAAAAAAGAAAGCAAUAAAGUAUUAACUUACAUUUGAUCUAACUCCAAGUUCUCCCUGCAGCCCAAUCAUCCUUUGGUGACACUGCAGGGAGAGUGACGUCCCGGAGGAUGGGAUGAGAAGAGGACUUUGGUGCCAUUAGCUGUCUGUCUCGCGCAUGCUCAGUUUGCGGACAACAGACACCCAAUAUGCACAGAAUUCAUAUUAGCUAAGCCGGAACUUUAGUUUCUAGCUGGUUAAUGAUGCUGCUGGAGGUGGAGGUGGUCAUAGUGUUUAGAGUAUAUUCUUUACCAUAAAGAGAAAUGAUAAAUUAUUCAUACAAUCACUUAAGGAGAUAUUCUUUCACUACUUACCCCAGUACAAAAGGCCUACAUUAUAACUUUUUUGAGAAUUACGUAAUUUCAUGAAAUUAAUAAACUGAACUAAAAUAAUAAUUUAAAUGCUCAAUUGAAGCAUUCAGUAGUUCUUGGAGCUCCAACUCUGAGGCUUUCCCAUCAAACGUAUCAAGUAGAGGAGUCUUGGGGAGGUUUCUAAAACCAGUCUGCUGCUUGUGUAGGAGUGGAUUGAUCAGAGGCUUCUGGAGACAAAAAAAGACACCAGUUUAUCAUCUGUGUCCAUCUUAACAGCCAUGAACUGGAGGAGAAUAGCACAGAAAUAGAGCAUUUUGUGCAUUUGAUGUCAGUAUACUCUGCAGUGAGUGUAAAUUUUAAUCCUGCUCACCUGUAAUGUCCAUGGUGGUUAAGGAUCCUUGAAGAUGGAGAUUAAUCCAGAAUGCAGAACAGACAAAAAGUUAGAAUAUCUUCAAAGGUUUGAGUGGCAUUUUUCACCAAGAACUCACCCUAGUUCGGGAGUGGAGUCCCCAGAAUUGCAUGACAGCAAAGCAUUGAAACGAAAAUAAAAACCUGACACUAGACUGCAGUUAGAACAAGAUCAAUUAUGAGUUGAUAAUAAAUCAUGUUUUAAAGAAACAUGAUUUAGGUUGUGACUGGUAGCUCACAGUCCAAGUCACAUACAGGCAUCAACAUAGGAAGAACAUUUUUUUUGGGGGGGUGGGGUAAGGAGGGAGGUGAGCCUUACGUAAUAAUCCUAGCCCCGUAUAUGAUCAAAGAGACCAGAUUUUCUAGGUGGAUUCAUCUCCCACACUCCCCCAGGUUCCUACACCCAUUUGUACAAGCCAGUGUCAUGUGUACAAAACAAGGGGCUGAGGUUGAUGUUCUGGUAAAAGCCACAGGUGUGACAGGUAGCUUAGGUUCAGACUAGAUUUGGGAACUAGAAAAAGUCAGCAACAGAAAAUCAAACAGAACACAGAAGAUCUGUAGGAAAAUCCCGCUUUACAGAGUGUGCUGUUUUGUGAGCUGAAACUAAAUGAAAAAAUAAUGAUCUUAUUGCAAGUAUCUGGGUUGGUGUAAUAACAAUGUACAAAGAGAACACAUGCAAGUUAUUCAUUUAGCAAAAUGUGUGAAUACUCCCAGUGAUCACACUGUCUAUCUAUCCAAAACAUCAUCCUAGCAGCCGAGCCAUAUGCUUCCUCGUUUUGUAAAAUAGCUUUAUUAGUUUAAUACAUAGUAAAAUGCUUGGAUCAUUUACUGGUUGUUCUUGCAUUGAAAACCAAAAAGAUGAGCAAACAUAACGUAGGAUUAGGUGGUAUAUCCAGAUCCAUAAAACACCCCAAAAACACAAGAAAGUUUAUUGGAAAUAUAAGAUCGUGGAUCUGGUGAAUUCCAAUGAGUUUUAGUUAUAAAAUAACUUUAACACAAAAAUGCGUGGAUCUGGCAGGAUCCCGCUAUAUUAUAAUAUAAAAUGCGUGGUAUAUAUAUAUAUAUAGAUCAUGUAGAAUUCCAUUGUGUUUCUAUGAAAUAUAAUGGAUCUGAUGAAAUCCAGCAAUUUUUCAUAAAAAAAAUACUGAUGGAUCUGUGUUUCAAUAAACAUUUGUUUGAAUAAAGAAUUGAGAAAUAGCACAAUGGAAAGCUGAACUUAUGAAUAAAUUGUGUGAUUAAUUAAAUUCUUCUUUGCGCAAUUCAUUCAUAAGUUCAUUCUUUAAAUUCAUAAAAUUGGUACCCUAAAGUGGGAUUACCAUAUUUAAGGGUAUCAACUUAAUGAGUUGUUGUGUUUAGUAGAUAGCUCUCUUAUUUGGUAUCCUUCAACAUGAAAACUCCACAUAAAUCAGGGAGCUGUCUACAAAAUAGACAUUGAACAUUAACAAAUGGUUUUACACGUAUUAUGACUAGAGGUGUACAGUGGGUAUUUUUUUUAAUGAGGCACCAUUAAAAAAAUAAAAAUCUCCUUACUGAUAAAAAAUUUGUAGAAAAAAAAAAUUAAACACAAUUUUUUUUGAUAACCACAAAUAUUUAUUUUUCAAAAAAACAUUAGUACACAGCUGUAGACAUUGGGGAGACAGGGAGGAAGGAAGAGACAGACAGAUUUAUGAACACAUCAUCGAAUGUCCUGCUCCAGAUUAACCCUAAUGCUCAUACAAUUAAUUUUGCAAUAAACCAGGCUAAGCAAUAAUUCCCAAACUGGACAGAAUUCACCUGGUCAUUACAGAGUUGGAGAUUGUACAUUCCAGUAACAUGGCUACAACUUUAUUAGGCACUUACCAAAGGUUAUUACAUAUAUUCAUCAAUUUUCCCUGUUAGAAAUAUGACUGGCGAUAGCAAUUUCUUUUUGUAUUUCAUAUUUCAGUUAAAACAUUUCUUUACAUUUGAUGUUUUUGUUCUAGUGGUGUUGAUCAAUUACUUUCAUUUGUUUGGUUCACAUUUAACAAAUGUUUAUUGAUGUCCCUCUAACAGAUACGUGUUCUGCACUGACCCUUACGACACUAUCGAAAACUAUCCAUGGCACUGUGGGAAAGCCUCUCCUUCUACCCGUUCAUUACAACUUCAACACCUCUACUUCUGGGAUUCAAAUUAUAUGGCUACUCGAGAGGUCUAACUUUCUUCCAAUAUACUUGGUCAACUCAAUGAAUCAAACAGUGGUUCAUGACCUGGAAUUUCAACACAAAUUCACUCUUCGUCCUCCAGAUGCCUCGUUGCUGAUACAUUCAUUAAAUUUUGCAGAUGAAGGGAACUACAUUGUAAAAGUAAACAUUCCAGGAAAUACAACUAUUUCAGCCACUCAAAAGAUUGAGGUUACUGUUAACGGUAAGUCCAUUAUUUAUAACAAUAUUUAAUGAUACCCCUUGUUGCAUCUAUUUCAAAAUUAAGAGAGUAAAGAAAGUCCAGGUCUUUAAUAGUGGUGCGAGGAGGGGAAGGGGAGGGGGGGUUGUGGCAGGGGCAUAUGUCCCAAGUGUCCCUGUUUGGGAGGGCCAGUCCCUAUUUUGGGUCCCUCUGUCCUACUUUUAUGUCCUGUUGUCCCUCUUUUCUAUGAGUUCUAUUUUGCUGGACAGAGCUCAACAGCAAUAAAACUCACAUAAUUGUGCCUUUAUAUUGCAAUAAAUGUGUUUGGAAAGCCUGUGUAAUUAAGAUACAUUGUUCUUGUUCAAAAUUAUAUUUUAGUUGCAUACAUUGUGUUUAAGAUACAUUUUUCCAAGACACCUUUUUAUUUUUUUUUAACUUCAUAAGCUUAUUAAACAUAAUUUUGUGGUGGUCGGGACACACUGUUUGAAAUUCUGGAGGUGGGGGUAAAAAAAACCUCACAAGAAAAAACAAAACCCACAAUCCUUUAUUUUUUUACAUUCUUUAUUUUUUAAAUGCAUUGAUAAACAUACAGGUUCGUGGGGCAUGUCAGCACAAUGUAAGAAAACAUCGAGCGAUGUAUAACAUGACAUGUACAGAAUUCUGCAUUAUUAUUUUUUUUGUAAGAUAAGAAUACAACUUUACAGACUAAACUCCCAUAUCUAAGGUUAACUAGAGUAUAAUAAAAUCUGGGAACAUAGCCCACCUCUAUCAAACAAAAUCUUAAUACAAUAAAACAGUAGAAAUGGACCUUGAGUAGUAUAUGAGAUUUUAACCACUGGGUUGCACAGGAACAUCUUAGGACUUAAGAGCAGGCAGAAACAAAAUUAAGAAGGAUGAGCUCCAGGUCAGUAUAAUAAUAUCCCAAUAUAUAACAUGAAUUAAGGCAGACUUGCUCCAGAGUAACGGGGCUGUCCACUUGCCUCAGUGAUCAGUGCACCUCAAGCUCGGAGAUCGGCCGCUUCACCCAGCUACCGAGCCACCAGACACGCUAGGCCACAGGUCUAGGUGAAGUAAGUACUCAAAGAAACAAAUCAAUUCAAAUCAAUAUUGUUGCAGGCUAUUGACAGAACAUUCUGCUGCCAGUUCCCUGUGAUUUCUGAGGGAAUUGUACACUCUUUAGGGGUAAUUUUAGCUUAGAUGUGGACGAGCUGAGGGAAAACACGUCCAGCCAUCUUGAGUGUGAGGCCCCGCACCCGAACCAACAAUCUUUUAAAGCCAUUUGCUUUUAAUGUAUUAUUUGCCAGACAUUUUGUGGUAUUUGGUAUGUACGAUGUGAUUUAGAAUGCUUGUCUUCUAGUCUUAAUGUAACAGGGAAUACUAAACAAAUAAAGAAAAGUACAAACUCUGUGAAAGAAACAUCUAUCGGUCCAAGACAGCCUGAUAUUAUGAAGAUGUUAUCUUACAUUGUGAAUUCACAAUUUAUGCAGUAUGCAGGGAAAAAAAUACAUGCAUUAUAUUAGUUUUUGAAAUAACAUUUCUGUCUCUUUCAAAUUUUAAAAUUUAUAUCAGGUGAUGUUCUCAGGGUUAUUCACUAAAGUGAGAGUUAAAAGUGAAUUUAAAAUUCAAACAAAAGUAGAUGAAUUGAAAGUAUAGUUGAUUUGACCUUAAGUUUCUAAAUUCACUUUGAAUGCUCAUUUUAGUUAAUAACCCUGUCUGUGUGUUUAGAGUUUCCAAUACAGAUUGCAUAGUAUGCAUAAAGUAGAUUCAACCAGUUCAGCUUUAUUAAUUAUGGUGAAAGAGUUAAAUCUGAGGCCAGUGUUGUCUCAUAACAAUAGCUGUCACUGUCAUUAGUUAACAGUGUUUUUUAGACUAUACCCUCAUUGCAACAUGCACUGAAUGAGUUUAAUGGAUUGCAUCCACAGUAUAACCGAUAAUUACGCCCAAUAUCAACACUCACUAAUGAAUAGAGAAAGUAAUUUUAGCAGCAUCCUCGGAAGGCAUAAAAUGACGUUUCUGAGGUUGGACAUGGAGUCUACAAGCAGGGAUAACUCCUCUAAGUGCUGGAUAGGCUAUAUUUAUAAAUAUUAAGGCUAAAGGGGCAAUCUCAGCACUAUAACCACUACAGCUUGUUAGCUGACCCCUCCCAGCAUGUUUAGCCUAUCACCGCAGAUCAACAUUGACCAGGAAAACAGGGAUUUCACUUACACAUAAACAGAGAUGCAGCAGGGGUAUUGACUAUAGGUGGUGGGAAAAUCCAGUCUUUUUUGAAUUUACAUUUUUUUUUUCAAACCUAUCCAAAAUGGAGACGGUACCCAAGGAUUCUUUACGCCAUAACUACUACAAUUAACUGAGUAAUAUGAAAUAGAAAGACCCCCUAUCAACAGAAACAUGACAUUGUAGUUACGAAACAUUGUUCAUAAUAGUAUAAAACAAAAAAAAAAUUUCCUUAAGAUUUUUAACAAUUUAUAGAUAUACAAAAAUAUAGAUAUAUUUUAGGUAUAUCUAUAUUUUUUAUAAAAUUGGUCAGUAAGUCCAAGCAACUAAAUAAUGAUGUGUCCAAAUGAUGCCCCCAGUGUAGUCUCUAUGUCAAUGGUAUGCAAACUUAGAUAUUGUGGACUACAUCUCUCCUGAUGUUUUGCAAGCAUUAAGGCUGUAAGAGCAAUCUGAGUGAUGUAAUCCACAACAUUAGGAGUUCUGAAGGUUGCUUACAGGUGGUUAUUCAUUAGAAUCCGUCUAAAUGACAUAUUUCUGAUUUAUUCUUCUGGACUGAAAGAGGUAGAUCCUGGAAACUUGCACUGUUGGGUCACACAAAGGACUAUGUUUGAGAAUCGUGGUCAAACGAUUAAACAAAGGGGCAUAUUUACUAAGGCACAAAAAUAACAGCAUUAGAUACAUGCAUAACAUAAAACGUGGGAAAAUAGGUACUUUUUAAGAUGUUAUUAUAAUGCCCGAUUUUAUAUUUAAGGUGAACAGCUUCUACACUUAUGCACUAAUAAAAACGAGAGUAAAUAAAGUGAAAACGGUGUAGCGCAAACAAAAUGUGUCAUAAAGUUGAAAAUACCUUAUUUGUAUAUAUCUUGCCUUUUUUUUAGAUAAUAUGUACAUGAAAAAUAAAACAAACAUAAAAAACAAUAGUGUAAUUCUGUUAAUAAAUAAGUAGAACAAUGAAGGUGAAAUUGGUCUCAGUGACUGCCAACUCACACAUACCAGAGCCAAUUAGACCUGUGUGUGACUUUAACAGUCUGGAGGACAUCUUCCCUUUUUAAAAAAAAAUUCUUUAUUGUUGGUUUGACAGCCGGUACAUUGCAUAUCAACAAUGGUCUAAGACAUAGAGCAUUAUAUAUGGUACUUUGCAGUACGUUAUCCAUCAGUUGUUUAUUUCUUCUGGAGCAUAUUUAGUUCCUAAGCCACCAAAGUUUUUUUUUUUUUUUUAAAUUGUAGCAAAAAAGAAAAGUAAAAACAUAACCUAGAAACUUUUAAAGAUGAGCUAAGCUAUUGAAUAACACCAAACACAGGGGCAGGUUGGGAUUGAGGACAGGGAGGCUAUUGCCCCCCCAGGUCACCGUAAAUCAUUUUCAGAACUAUGCAGGCGGCUCUCUAAUUAAGCGGUCUAGGCGGCCGCAUAAGGCCUUGCGGCCCCCUAAACCGCCUUAGGGUAGACUGUGUCGGAUCCUCGGUCACCCGACACCAGGAGGGGGCCAUGCGGCUUGCUCAGUAUGUCCACUGGAUUACGAGGGAGCCCACAUUGGACCACCAGGGAAUGACAAAAGGUAUUUAGUCCCCCCUCCCUCACACCAUCACCCACCUCCCUCACACAAUCACCCACCUCCUACACAUUAUUAACCCCCCUUCCUUCACAUCAUCACCCCCUCCCUCUCACCAUCACCCCCUUCCCUCAAACCAUCACGCCCUUCCCUCCCACCAUCACUAUUCAUUAUUUUUGUUUAAUUUUAUACUGACACAGAUACAUAUUAUCAGUGCCACACAUACAUCAUAAUACAGAUACACAUACACACUGACACACAAUUUAACACAAACACACACAAGUCAUAAUUAGCAUAUUUUUAGACACACCACGCUUCCAUACUAUUUGGGUGCACCAGUGUGGCUUCCCUGGAGUCCAGAUCUGGCUGAGGCUGAUGGGAGUUUGGUCCAGACUCUCUGCCCCUCUCCUCUUUUCCUCCUACUUGCUUUCCCUGCGCACUGACCCCACUUCCAAUCUGACAUAGACCCGGUCUCGCUACUAAAGAGACACUAUAGACAUCUAUAUAUUCCUAAACGAAUAGUACCCUGUUAGCCUUAUAGGUUGCCGGCCCCUCCUCCCCAGGCUGAGGAAAAAAGUUUUACUUUCUUUCACACUGCCAUCCUUCCUCCAUGGCAGCUAGCUGGCUAGGGAGGCUAGUGCGAAUGUGCAGAAAAAUGCUAUGCUGCACCAAUCCGAUUGUCUAUGAGACCAUCUGAUAGACAUAGCUGUUUUAUAAUAGAAAUAGCUGACUGUAUAAUAAAGAGAGAAUUUAAAUUGAGACUAAAUGAAAAGAGAAUACGUGAAUGGGGAAGAAAUAAAACAAAGGGAGAAGGGUAGGGUUCACUGAAAUGUAGAUUAACCAGAGAGACCAACACACAGGUUCACAGUAUCUGCUCAGCCUAGUCAUGAAAUCCAGUCUGAGUCGAAAGAUGUCACAGUAUCAUUAACCGUAGCAGUGAGACGCAAGGAUCCAUUUUGUGUACGAGCCCUACAUAAAUCCAGGCUUAACUUGCAAACACAUGUAUAUAACUAUCUGCCUCUUGGUUAAUAGGGCUUAUUGAAACUGAUAAACAUCCUCUCCGUUCCCUAGGACAACAUACCCUGGCUCUGCAAUCUGGCACAUUUAUAAGAAAUGUGUUCUAAAGGCGUGUCUGGCGUCUGAUCUACCUCCUACUCUGCACUUUUCCUUGAACGUAGAAGGAAGUAUGAUGAGGAAAAAAGAAUAUAUAUAUAUUUAAUAUAAUAUAACCCUUAACUUGGCAACCAGUAUAGUAAAUAUGCUAAUUGUUCCAUAGUUUUUGUCUGAGUAAAUUAUUGUGUCUGUUGAAUAAUUUCUCUGACAAAUAUGUAUCAUAGAUUAAAAGGGUGUGCAGGUACAGAAGGGCAAAUAGGCUACCUGUAGGCUUCUGUCUACAAGGACACCUGUCUAGAAACAAGUAUUUUUUCUUUUUGGAUUUUUUUAAAAUUUAUUUUAUUUUUUUACAUGUUUAGUCAUUUUGCUACAUAGCUAUUACAUCUAUUUUUUUGUUUGUGAAGGGUGUGAAAAAAUGUACAUCCAGGUUCUCUUGUUUCUUCUUCAAAUUAUCGAGUUAGCAACAGAAAAAAGUGACGUGUAAACUGUACCAGUGCGGAGUCAUGUAAUUUGAUAUUAUUGUUUGAUUAAAGGUUGAAUUUCCUUUUAGUUUUGGGGGGAAAGGAGGUGAAAAGUCUUGCACCUCUUGUAAUACAGGUGAUACUCAAAAAAUUAAAAUAUUGUGCAAAAGUUCAUUUAUUUCAGUAAUGCAACGUAAAAGGGGAAACUAACUAAUGAGAUUGACGCAUUACAUGCAAAGCAAGAUAUUUAAAGCUGUGAUUUGUCAUAAGUGCGAUAAUUAUGGCUUACAGCUCAUGAAAACCCCAAAUCCACAAUCUCAGUAAAUUAGAAUAUUGUGAAAAGGUGCAAUAUUCUAGGCUCACAGUGUCCCACUCUAAUCAGCUAAGUAAGCCAUAACACCUGCAAAGGGUUUCUGAGCCUUUAACUCCUUAAGACCGGAGGGCGUACUAUUACGCCCUAUUUUAGGCGGCUCUAAACGCCGCCGGGCGUAAUAGUACGCCCUGCGGUCUUUCUAUACUUACCCAGUCGCCGGCGAUCCCACGCCGGCGAUCGCGGUUGGGGGGACUCCCAGGGAGCCCACCGCGGCACGUCCGACCCCCUGGCAGCCCCCCCCGGCCAUGUGAGAGUGAGGUCUAUUGCAAAUGAUAUGCCAUUAUGGGUGUAAAUUUCUUUCCUGGGCUACUAUAAAGUCCCAAAGGCAACGUAACCAAUCUGGCGAAUUUCAAUUUCAAAUGUAACGUGCUAUAUUUGACCCUGUAACUUCCCAAAAUGCCAUAAAACCUGUACAUAGGGGGUACUGUUUUACACGUGAGACUUUGCUGAAUACAAAUAUGUGUAUUUUAUUGCAGUAAAAGCAAACAGUAUUAUGACAUUGACAGUUAAAAUGUCAUGUAGAACUAAAAAAAAAAAAAAAAUCUUAUUUUCUCCCAUUUUUUUCAUAUUAAAUUAUGUUUCAUAGCUAAAUAUUUGAUAUUAAAUGAAAGCCCUGUUUCCCCUGAAUAAAAUGAUAUAUAAUAAGGGUGGGUGUAUUUUAUAUGAAAGAGGUGUAUUAUGGUUGGACAGACAUGUAGCACAAAUGCCAGGUUUUGUUUACAUUUUGUUUUGUUCACAAUGUGUACAUUUGGCUCCGUCCUUAAGGGGUUAAAUGGUCUCUCAGUCUGGUUCAGUAGGAAUCACAAUCAUGGGGAAGACUGCUGACCUGACAGUUGUGCAGAAAACCAUCAUUGACACCUUCCAUAAGGAGGGAAAGCCUCAGAAGGUAAUUGUGAAGGAAGCUGGAUGUUCCCAAAGUGCUGUAAUAGACGUUAUGUGUACCUGGUAUUUUUUACAUCAUUUUGUACCUGGUAUUUUUGCUGCUUCUCUUAAAAUACCAGUUUUAUUUUUGUUUUCAAAUCUAUGAGAAUAGACCCGAAGACAAAUUAUUUUUGAGGUUUCACUUUUGUUUUGGACUGAUAAAGGAAAGGACAGCAAAACAGCCACCUCCACCAUAGUAUUUAGCUGUUAUUAUAUUUAUACAAACACCCCCCCUACCCUGGCACUGAUAGAAAACGGAACCCUUUUAAACAUUGUGAUCAGAGACUGUGCUCUAAAAAGGGUUUUAUAAAAGCUCCCUGCCCAAAAAUGCUGUUUUACAUAAUCUAUUUUAGAGAUUGGACAGGACUUCUCCCCCUCAAACUUUAGGUUACUAAAAAGAGGCAGGCUAAAGCAUAUUGCAAAAUAAAUAAUGUAAAAUGCAAUGAAGUGGUCUGGGUGCCAGGUCCAUCUAGGGUUAACCCUGCAGCUGCAGUUUAGGGUUAAUCCAGCCUCUAGUGGCUGUCUCAUUGACAGCCGCUAGAGUCGCUUCCGCGUUUCUCACUGUGAUUUUCACAGUGAGAAGACACUGCCGUCCAAAGGAGAGCAUUGAGAAAUGCUUUCCUAUGGACUGAUUGAAUGCGCGUGCGCCUUUGGCAGACAUUCGGCGGAUGACGUCGGAAGAGGGAGGAGAGUUCCCCAGCGCCGAGGAGUACUUAGGCCCUGUCCCUCCAUGCAGUGUUAAACCACUGUCCCACAGCCCAGCUACAUUGGAAGUAUGGCUAAGACAGUGAUUAAACACUUCGGUUCAGUUGUACAAAAUCAUAUCCGCAAUGGGUGCUUUGAUAGACUGAAAGUGGUCAGCUGACACUCUUAGCCAAUCGCAGCUGCUUUUUGCUGGUCAGGCUAAUGCUUCACUAGCCUAAGCAGCACAGUGAUGAUGGGAUGUUGGGGACUCUCGUUUAGCCUUAAAACAUUAGAAACAGUUUGAUGCUGAAUGGAAGGAUGGACACUAUAGCAACUUCAUGAGUUGAAGUAGUUACAGUGCGUAUAGUGUCACUUUAAAGCAGCCAGAACCUGUAGGUUGUUAUUGGAUCUGCUAUAUUUCAUUAAUUAAUUCUUAUAUAUUAUACUUAUCUAUUAUUAUUGCUUGCUCAUAGAUUUGUAUUUCAAUAUUUUAUUAAUUUUCAAGAAAGAUAUAAGGAAUUAAAAGAAAGAUAAAAUAAGACCACAGUAAUUCACAGAUAUCAGGGUUGUCAGGGAGACACGCAGGUCUCUAAAUUAUUUCAAUUUGUUUAGGCCACGCAGGGUCUCCAUGUAAGGCAAAUCAUACAGGAUGCAACAAUCCUAUACAUAUUUCAAAAUAAACUCGACACACAAUGGUCUCUGCUUUCUUGCUCAUAGAUUGGUAUAAAAAAUGUUCUUUGAUAUUUGCUUUUAAUAAUACAGCAUAAAUACUAGGAACUGUACAUAUGCUUCAUUCCUAAUUCUGAAUGUAUGACAGCAACAUGACAAAAUACAGAUUAAGGAACAGAGCACACAGAAAAAUGCAGGUUAAAAUUUUAUAAGGGUACCCAAAAUCACAUAUCUCAGCAAAUAAAAAUGGGGAUUCAGGUCCACCAUAUGGCAAUAUUUAAUAAAGCCUACCACUAUGCCACAGUACCCCAAUAUCGGUAGGUCCUACGCUAAUUUUAAAUAAAUAGUGCUAGUGCUAAAUUAACUUAAAUAUGUAUUUAACUGAUCUUUUGGAAGAGCAUUGUGAAUAUAUAACACAAAAUUAAAGUGAUAAAAACUGUUUUAAAAAAAUAUAGUGUUGAAACUAAAUAAUCAAAGUGGUAGUACAUUUUAUAUACUGUAUACUUACAAUGCAUACCAUAUAUGUGCUCUAUAUCAAAUAACAAUUAUUAUUAAUGUGUCAUGGCUCUACAAAACCGCCUCAAAUGUAUACCUUCCUGUGGUCACCUCCAAAGAGGCAUCUGAAGCUGGAGGGUGGGGCGGGGUGCUCAACCCAAAAGGAAUCUGAUCUAUACUCCAAAAAUACAUAGAAAAAUUAGGGAAUGCGGGCACACCCAGAACAUGCAUUUCUAAGCAGUGGUCCUGCCGUAGAGACCAAAUUUUACAAGUUAUACAUUUUUUAAGGCUACUUAAAAUCACCUAUCACAGCAAAUAGAUAUGGGGAUUUAGUUCCUCCAUAUGGUCAUACCAUGUUAAGCCAACCGCUACGCCACAGUAGUGCCCCCAAUUCCCUCUUUGUUCUAUAAUCAACAUGACAAUGAGACAAUAAUGAUGUGUGAUUAUGAGAAAUAUCAAUACUCAAUCUGAUACUCUGUCCAUGUGCAGCAGAUCUUUAAUUCCACAUUGUGAAUUCUAAUUGGUCUAAUAUUAAAAAUAUGUGAAAGAUUCUAGUAUGAAUCAUAUAUAAUAUUUUUCUAACUCCGAAAGGCAAAAUAUGUUUUUCUGUUCUCUGAUGAAUUGAUGAUGUGUCUAAUCUAAUAUCUCUCUCUAUUUUAGUUCCAGUUUCAAAGCCAAUUGUCCAAAGUCAGCCGUCUCAUGAAGUGGUGGAACGCGUGGGAAACAUUACAUUUAACUGUUCAGUGACAAAUGGAAAUAGGGUAACAUUCCAGUGGCUGAAAAAUGGAAAUCCGCUACAGAGCAGCCCGAGGUAUACAUUUACCAAGAACAAUGCCACGUUUAUUAUUUCUCCUGUAAUGAAGGACGAUGUCGGAAAUUACAGCUGUUCUGCCAGGAAUCCUGUCAGUGAGAUGGAGAGUGAAGCAAUUGCACCAACAAUAUAUUGUAAGUAGCAUGACAACAUUGAUUUUAAUAGCAGAUCAGAGCCAAGUGGCCCAUCUCAUCUGCCUAUGAAAUCUCAGAUUUGAUUUGUUCUUCACAAUAGUCUUACACACAUCCUCAGCUUUAUUCUAUUAAUUUACUAUGUUAGCCGAUAUUGCUUCCAUUGGAAUACUCCUCAACAAAUCUACUACAAUGUCUGUAAAAUGGCAUUUGCUUUUCUUAGUCGAACGUCUUCCAACUUCAACACACAUCUUCUUGUUCUGUUACUUAUUUGGAAAUGGAUGCUAAGUGACUAGAGCCAUUCUGGAGAAAUAGCACUACUUUUCUCUAAUGCACACAUUAAAGGAUCACUAUAGGGUCAGGAACACAAACAUGUAUUCCUGACCCUAUAAUGUUAAAACCACCAUCUAGCCCCCCUGGACCCCUCAUGCCUCCAUAAAUAUAGCAAAAUCUUACUGUAUUCAAGCCUGAAGCUGUAGAUCUGCAUGUUGUUUUCCUCAGAAAAACAAGCUGUCUGCUGACGUCAUAAGACAUGGUAGCCUGAUCCAAUCAAAAUGCUUCCCCAUAGGAUUGGCUAAAACUGACAAGGAGGCAGAUCAGGGGCAGAGCCAGCACAAUUCAAACACAGCCCUGGCCAAUCAGCAUCUCCUCAUAGAGAUGAAUUGAAUCAAUGAAUCUCUAUGAGGAAAGUUCAGUGUCUGCAUGCAGAGGGAGGAGACACUGAAUGUUUGGAUGCAUUUUAGGCAGCCAUGACCCAGGAAGGAUCUCUAACAGCCAUCUGAAGAGUGGCCAAUGAAGUUAUCACUAGGCUGUAAUGUAAACACUGCAUUUUCUCUGAAAAUACAGUGUUUACAGCAAAAGGCCUGAACGGAAUGAUUCUACUUCUCAGAACAAAUUCAAUAAGCUGUUGUUCUGUUGACAAUAGUGUCCCUUUAAUGUUAUGUAUCUUUUAAAUAAUUUUUUUUAAACUUAGAUUAAUUUAUUCUAUUUUUCUGUAUCCUGUUUGUACCAAUACAUUUUACUACAGCACCUGCACUUCAUAGCCUGUAGAUUAUACCUGGAUUCUACUGUGAGCGAAUGCAGAUGCCUUUUUAGGGUGCUCAUGCCUGGGUGUGAUUACCGUGAGUUACACGAGUGCCACUCUAUCCCGUCAACCACUUGUAUCUUCAGUGAUAUCUGAGAAAGGAACAUGAAAUGUCCCCACUCGUGUUCUUCGACCCUAGACCCAUGAAUCCUAUGUAAAACCCAAGACCACGAGGAAGGGUUCCCCCCCCCCCCAUUUGCUAUUUUUGUCUAAAGGACAUUGAUUGCACUCCUUCUAUUUUGACCUCUGUUGUCCCGCAUGUAUAUUGGUCUUUGUUUCUUUACUGUAAAAUAAAGAGUGUUAAAAAAAAUAUAUCAAAUGGUUGUCAACUCACUGUUUAGUAAAUGAAUGCCAUAAUGUAAAACAUUACCUUGGAUUCUGUACCUGACAGUAAUCUUCUUGGCUGUAGAACAUUCUCAUCUAUAUAUUGUCAAUAACAUGUUUGCAAUAACUCAUUUUGCUUCAGGGUUUUAAUGUGCCAUAUGCCGAGACUGCGGGGGAGAACAGUGAUAAAAAAGGUCUCUAGCAGUAAGUACCUGCCAUCUGCUCUCAUACCAAAUAGAUGGCAGUCUAAUGUUGACAGGACAAGUCAGGAAAGCAAAGGUAGCAGUGAAAUCUUCAUGGCCCAGGUGAUUUAUGGUUUUACAAGCCAUUUGGUAAACACUCAUAAUUGAAAGAAUAUGUUCAUUUAUGUAAAGAGCUUAUCUCUUACUAAGGAGGAGAUAAAUGGGUGGACACUCAGGGUAUAUUCAUAACCCACCCCCCCUUUUUUUAUACGUAAAAUAAAUGUUUAUUGCCUAUCUAAGCAAGAUGCUCAUUUCAUUGUAAACAUUGUAUUUAUUACAUAUUAAUCCAUGUAUAACUAAAAUUGCUAAUGAUACCAAUACAUAUAAAUAUAAUUUAGAUAACGUUACACGUAUGACAAGACUUUGUAAAUAUAUUCCUAUGUACUUUAUAUAAAAGAAGUAAAACUACCACAACAAGAGGACAUAGUCUUAAAUUAGAGGGGCAAAGGUUUAAAAAUAAUAUCAGGAAGUAUUACUUCACUGAGAGGGUAGUGGAUGCAUGGAAUAGCCUUACAGCUGAAGUGGUAGAGGCACAGCAUACCUAGAACAUUUGGCACCCGGGGCGGGUCCUAUUUUUGGCACCCCUCCACCCACUCCCCCCAACUUUAAAAUGUAAAAAAACAACCGCAAUGUUUAAAAAGAAUGUAUUUAGCACUAAGCAAUGUUCAUGCUUUUAAAUGUAAGUGAGUGUUUGAGUGAAUGUAGGGUGUGUGUCUGUAUGUUGUGUUGGUGUUUGAAUGCAGGCAUGCAUGUUUAUGUAGUGUGGUUUUUGAAUGCAGUGGUGUGGUUAUAUAUAAUUGUGGAGUUUGUAUGUAGUGUUGACGUUGAAAUGCAGGGGUGUAUAUUGUGUGUAGUGUUGGCGAGAUUCUGAGAUGUAUGCACAUAUACACAUGCACACACAUAUAUACACAGUGACACAUAUGCAGAUACAUAGACACACAGUCACACACAGAUACACAGACACACAUGCAGACACAGUGUUGACUCUAGGAACACUAUAUAGGGGGUGGGCACAUAAGAUACCACAGUCCAAACUGAGGGGGCACUAAAACGUUUCACUAGGGGAUGGGGUAUACACACAAUAACACAAUAGGUGUAUGUCUGUGUGUGUAUAUUUGUGGUUGUGUGUGUAUAUAUAUAAAAAUACACACACACUUAACUACACAGAUACACACACAAUCACACACAUAAACGCAGACAUACACAAACACACUCACAGACCCACAGACAUACAAUCACAUACAUAUAAUUAGAUAUACACAUACAAACACACAUUUAAUGAUUAUGAGGUCCACGCAGCCUCCUUACCUUGCUCUGGGAAGGCUGGACUGUAUCCUCAGUCCCUGGUGGUCAGUGGUUGCUGCUGGGAUCUCUGUCCUUUGCACACCCUGUAAUAGGACGCCGAUGCCUGGAUGAUGUUAUAUGCCGGCUCACUGCAGGGCGAAGACAGUCAGACAAAGUCAGAUGUACACAGUUAUAUACAUAUACUGUCAAAUACAGCCACAUACACAGUCCCAGACACAUAGUCACUCGCACACAGUCAAACACACAGUUAAAGGCAGACAGUCACACACAAACAGUUUAAGCAAGCUUAGGAUAGGCAUAGGGCUAUCUUAGCUAUAAGAUAAGGCCAGGGAUUAAUGAAAGUAUUUAGCCGAAUGGCUCUUAUCUGUCAUCACAUUCUAUGUUUCUAUACUUUAUAAUUCAGAAUGUUAAAGUACUGUCCUCAAUCCCAGCAAUGGCUUAAAUUACCAUCUACCAUCAGUAAUCAAUAAUCAAUAAUGAUUUCUGUUGUUUGGUCGGGUCUCAUGCGAAACUUAUCAAAGAGCUCAUGACCCAGAUUUCACUGCCCUUUUUUCUGCAGGUAAAGUUAAAAAAAAACAUUAUCAUGCUGAAACCAGGUGUAAACCAUGACAUCACUGUUAAUCUUGCAAUGUCAGGCUCGAUUAGUUAAUAUCGCAAGACUAUUCAAAUGCAUUAAUGAUUCUAGCAGUUGACAGGUGUCCCUUUUAUCAUAUUAUGUUCCAUAUGGACAUUGCAAUGUGUAUGUUUCUUUCAGGUACUUUGAAAUUGACAUUUCAGGAAUUGCGCAUACAGUAUUUGUUAUGUUAUUGAUUGCACUGUGUUAUGUUGUAGCUAGAGUGAUUAUUCGUCCUUUAAUUGGUGCACUUGAUUAACAACAAAUCUUUAGUUAAUGUUGCUUGUACACGUUACCAAUGUUUGUGGUGUUCUGUUUGUGUGCUUUGAAAGGUAAUGAAUUUGCCAAGUUUUUCGAAGGUCAUGUUAAAGUGUCUACAGAUCAUCUUUAGGUGGAUAGUGAAACUUGAGUGUGGAAACAUCAGUGCAUAACGUAAGGCCUUGGGCCCAUUUUCACUGAUUUGGUAAUUGUAAUAGAGUUGACAAAAAGUAUGAAAAUAGUGGUAUUGUCAUCGCUUCAGUUAUGUAAUUGCUUCAGUUUUGAGCAGCAGCUGUUUAUAUGAUGAUAAAUGUCAGGAAUUAGAGUGUAAGUUCCUUGUUUUUUUUUUCAUUUGAAAUUUUUUUUAUUGUUUCUCCAAAGUUAAGUGGGGUGGGGUACAGAAAGGAAGAAGGGAAGGGGGGAACAAUGGGAACAUCUGCAACAUAUUAUCUAUUCCAAUAACUGGACAGUAAUAUUGUCUAUCUAUUUGUCUGGCAGAGGUUGGUUGUUCUUUGUUUGGCGACCCAUUAUUUACCAUGUCGCAGUGCAAAAACCAUUUCACUUCACUUGAGUUUAAAGGGACACUAUAGUCACCUGAACAACUUUAGCUUAAUUAAGCCGUUUUGGUGUAUAGAACAUGCCCCUGCAGCCUGACUGCUCAAUACUCUGCCAUUUAGGAGUUAAAUCCCUUUGUUUAUGAACCCUAGUCACACCGCCCUGCAUGUGACUUGCAUAGCCUUCCAUAAACACUUCCUGUAAAGAGAGCCCUAUUUAGGCUUUCUUUAUUGCAAGUUCUGUUUAUUAAGAUUUUCUAAUCCCCUGCUAUGUUAAUAGCUUGCUAGACCCUGCAAGAGCCUCCUGUAUGUGAUUAAAGUUCAAUUUAGAGAUGGAGAUACAAUUAUUUAAGGUAAAUUACAUCUGUUUGAAAGUGAAACCAGUCAAUCAUAGCCAGGGGAGGUGUGGCUUGGGCUGCAUAAACAGAAACAAAGUGAUUUAACUCCUAAAUGACAGUGAAUUGAGCAGUGAAAUUGCAGGGGAAUGAUCUAUACACUAAAACUGCUUUAUUUAGUUAAAGUAAUUUAUGUGACUAUAGUGUUCCUUUAACAUUUCAUAUUUGUUUACAGUUAAUUUGGGUUACGCAAUUUCCAUGUGACCCAGAUGUUCCAUGUUUCCAUGGUUAGUUUAGUGGAGGGAAAUAUCGAUAUAAGUCUUGUUUCAUAAUUUUUCUGUAUAAUUUCCUUGUUUUUAUUUUUCUUCUUAGCAUUUGAACUUCUCUAGAGUGUGAAACUGACUCAAUGCCAAACUUUGUUCUGUUCACACAGAGUUAUUCACGAAAGUGUGAAUUGUUGGUAAUUUAAAGUAAUUCAAACUGAAUUUCAAUAAAAAAAAAAAAAAAAAAAGCCAAAGUAGCUGAAUUGAAAACAUAGUUGACUUGGAGAUUGUAUUUAUUUAUUUUUUUACAUUCUAGCUGUUUUGUCACAAAAGUUUAAAUUAACUUUUAAUUCAUUACAAAUCACUCUUUAGUGGAAAGCUCUGACAAGAGUUGUUGCCAGGAAUUUAGCAGGAAAUCACAGAUUUAAGGCUGAACAAAAAAGUCUCUUCAAAUCAACUAUGUUUCCUGGUCAUCCAUUUUUACCUAAAAUUUACAUUUCUUUGGUAAAUGCCUGACAAAUCAUAGUUUAGUAUAUAAAUGUGUCUGUCGCGGCAACUUACCUGCGCUACCGUUUAGUUUUGUGUUUCCCAUUCUUAAACCUUUAAAGGAACACUAAAGCAUUAGUAAUACAAAGCAUAAUUCCUAACAUUUUAGUAUCCAUGUCCCUAUGUAUUUUCAGUGUUCCUCCCCGUGUACAGUAAAAAAAAAUGAAGAUAAUUAAUAUUUUACUUACCUUUUUUCAGUGCUGGGGUUCCCUCAGAGCUGCUUACUUCUCCUCCUCCCACAACAUCACGGAGGGAACAUGGCCUACUCUGCUGAUGUCCAAUACAUUGUUAUUCAUAGAGGAACAUUGGGGACCCGAUGAGCAUGCAUGGCGAGCGCUGUGUGUGCAUCAAACCUUCCCCAUAGAAUGGCAUUGAAUCAAUGCUUUCCUCUGGGGGCUUCCAUGUUACGUGACCGAGUUUUACUUGGUUAGUGCUGAAGAAGUGCCUCUUCUGGCUGCUAGUAUGAGUAUUUAAUCCUGCAAUUUAAACAUUGCAGUUUAAAAAAAAACUGCAAAGUUUUAAAUUGCAAAGUUAAACGUACAGGACUACUGCACCCAGAACUUCAUUGAGGUGAAGUGGUCUAAGUGGCUUCAGUGGUCCUUUAAUAUAUACAACAAUUGUACAGUUCUCCUUUUGUGCACUUGAAAGCUUUUUCAAAUGAAUAUUUUUUUUUCAAAUUGGCAAAUAAUCCUUUUUUUAAAAAUAUAUAUAUAUUACACAUUUAAUUCACUUUUACUAUUUUUACACAUGCACUUCAAAUUUUUAAUCUUUCUAAUUUUUCUUUUACUCUUAAUCUAACACUUGCAAUGUUUCGUACCAAAUGAGAUUAUUAUGUAAACAUUUUUUAUCUAUAAAAACUGCAUUAUAAAUAUGAUUUAAUAAGCAGUUUGUGAUUGUUACCAUACAAUCUGUGCUUCCCUUUCAUAAAUGACUUCACUUACAAGCCACAUAGUGACCAUGGUAUGUAGAUUCAUACUUUGAAAUGUUGAAUUGCAAAUUUGCCUUAUAUCUUAAAUAAUAAAAAACAAUAACAAAAAAAAUAUAAUCAAAUUUUCUAGAAAAAAAUGACACGUGCUACUUUAUCGUUCUCUCUGCCAGUUUGCUGUGAUAUCAGUGCAGUGAUAUUAGUGAUCUUACCCUGUGAUUCUGAUUUGGAGUACAUGCCCCACUUUUCUUUAUUUUCCAUGUUGACACACAAAUCACCAAAGUCAGCAUUAGGGUCAGAAGAUAAUGCUCCAGCUGUAGGAUCUCUGGGUUACAGGAUUGGUUCCCAACAAGGUCAGCAGCCAUUUAUAUUUCCAUAGUCAACAAACACUCUAAGCACCAAAACAACACAAUUAUCUCUACAAGCUUAAUGAAGCAGUUUAGUGUAAAGAUUAUGCACUUGCAGUUUCACUGCUCAAUUUUCUACCAUUUAGGAGUUAAAUCACUUUUCUUUUUGUUUACGCAGUCUAAGCCACACAUACUCUGGUUGUGACUUGUGCUGCCUGCAUAAAAAUGUUUGAUUUUCAAUUAGUAAAGGGUGUUUAAUUUAGAAGUUUUUUUAACUCCUGCUCUGUAAGUUGGUCACACAGGCUCUAGGAGGAGAUAAUAAAUUAUAAAUGAAACAGACGGUGUAAUAAAGGAAGUUUAAUCAUUAGAGCUCUCUUAACAGGAAAUGUGCAGAUAAACUGUGUAGGCCAAAUGCAUUCAAUUCUGAUAAUGUCACCAAGGAGGUGGGGCCAGUGCCAGAGUAUGGUCCUUUCUAUAAUGCUCAAGCAUGCUUCCCUAUUUAAUUUGAAGGGAUGCCCACUGAAAAGACUCUUAUUUAUCAGGUAUCGAUUGUGGCUGAUAGCGGGUUCCUUUUUAUACCUAAAUGCAGAAUAGAUAGAAAAUAUGUGUGGUGCAUAUUCUGGGGUCAGGGGGCAUGUAAUGUUUGGUAUUUAGCAUGCCAAAUGGUUGAUUUAAUUCUUGUACUUGGUAAGAACAUUUCCCAUAGUUGGUACUUAGGAGUGCAUUAGGGGUAAGUAUUAGGAAAUUAGUAAUAAACGUAAGAUUGACCAAAUCUGUUACUGGAGAUAAUUGAUUUGAUACUUUUUUUCACUGCGGGUUGUGUUGAUUUUAAUCAUAGAAAGUGUGCUUUCAAUUUUUUUUACAGACCGCCUUCUUUACAUGCCAUAUAUUAUACACAACAACCUUUGUUGCUCUGUUAAUUUCUUCUUCUUUGUGUUGGACAGAUGGACCUUAUGGACUUACAGUGAGUUCGGAUAAAGGACAUAAAGUAGGGGGAGUCUUUGCCGUUAAUAUUGGAGAGUCUGUUCAGUUUGAUUGCUCAGCUGAUUCUAAUCCUCCAAUCACAUCUGAAUGGAUACAGAGGACAGAUAACACAACAUUGAUCAUCAAUAAAGGCCCGUAUUUUAAAAUCUUUUCCUACAAAGGUGGUGAAAAGACAAUGGAUUAUUUGUGUCGAGCAUACAACAACGUAACUCGGAAACUAGAUGAAACACAAUUCACUGUCAUAAUUACAUCUAAAGGUAAAAAACUCUCUAGCUUCCUGCUUCUACCUGUAUUAUGAAAUUUAUAUUUUUGGUAAAUGUUUGUAUUUCCUACUUUAUGUCUUUUUUUGUGUAGUAGUUAUCAGAUUGUUUUGAGUUAGAUUUUGUUACACAUGGGUAUGUGCUUUGUGUUUCCUCAAUUGAUGGCUGUUUCUUAUUACAGAUGGAUGAGUAAACAAGAAUAUAUUUUGUCUCUUUUGAGACACAGAUAAUUAGAAAAGCAAACUAAAAACAUACUCAAAACUGAUACUGCUCUACUGCUUAAAUACGCGAUAUAAUAAAAUAUUUUCCAGGUCCGCUUUCCCAAAUUGCACAUAUUCUUCCUUGUAGCUAUUUUUAAGGGAGCAUGGCUAAAAAAAAACUUCCACACAUGAUGUAUAGAAAACAUUUUUAUUCUGAACAGAAUAAUAUGUUAUAACCAGCUGCAGCGCUGGCCAUGGCUACUUAGUUCUAGACUAGAAUUCUUCCCACAUUACCUAAAAGACAGAUUGUGACAAGGUGCCUCAAACACAAUUCUAACAAUUAAACAGGCUGCUUUGUCUUGCAUACUGUGUUCAGUCAUUUAUUAUUUAAACAAACAAAUGUAGCAUGCUCUACUCACUGACAAGGGCUCAACGCACACUAUCCAGAUACAAUGCUUUGUGGUUUUCGGUACACUGAAUGGGAAGUGACAGCUGUACCAAUGAUGGACUCAAUCAGUACGUCAAAUGAAUAUCAAAUGUAACAAAACAGUAAAGUAGCAGGGUGCACAGAGUGAGUGUUUUACUAAUUUCCAUAAGGAUGUCAGCACCCUGUAUUAUAGCCAAAAGCCAAACAGAGAAAAGGACAUAUUAUUAUCCUCCCCUCCUCCUUAAUGCAACAUAAACAGGGUCUGUUUGCACAGCAGUAUCAGACAGAUAUCAUGUUAAAUCUGUUGCUAAACGCACAUGUUGCAAAAAUGCACAUAUGAGGCAUAGCAAUACAAGGAAAUUCAAAAAGAUGGAAACAACCAAAAACCAGUAAAAUGCUUAAUGAUAUAUUAAACUCAUUAUUAUUAUUACGCUCUUGGGAGAUGGUAGUUGAGGCGGGGAGGGGCGCCCAUUGGUCCAUAAGUAAGUAGUAAAACCAUUGCAGAAUGUUUUACUCUUUACCAUGGGGCACAAGGGAAUCCCUACAGGUCACUAUAGUUGUUAUGGAUCUUGGAGUGUCCCUUUGCUUCUAACUAUUAGCUAUGAUGAACUAACUAGCAGUUUGAAGCAUGUAACUAUGCAUAUUAUUGCUGCCCUGCUCAUCAUAUAGAGUGAACUUUGUGUAUCAAAUAUUAUUCUGAUCCAUAUUGUUGCUGAUCAUUAAACCUGGCACACAAUCUUUGGUUUGUUGAGCGCCAUUAUUUUGAUCUUCACAGACAUUGUCCAACCCUGUAAACCACGGAGCCAUAAACAUGACAAUUCGUUAAAAUAUAGUAUCAUUAAAUGAGCUAUUUUUCAUGUUGGCGUAGAUUCAUGUAAAAUAAUCUGAUCCUUGGAAACUGUAACAAAAACUUCCUCUUUUAAAAAACAGGGAACCGAAAACAGGAACUGGAGUUUAAUCUUCUGCAUAACAUAUAUUUUGUAAAGGACAAGCAAAGCUAAAUGUCUCAGUAAUCCACAGACAAAGAGCAUUAGUAUUGUACACAACACUCCAGCCCCAAACUCUACCCACAGCAAACCAGGAGAGCCCCAGCUCUAACCACAACACACCAUCACCAAUUAUCAUUCUUAUCUCCAAAAUAACCAGCACAAAACACCAGUCCUAUCCAAAACUCACCAGCACAGUGCAUCAGUUCUAUCCACCAAUCAACAACCAAAACACACCAGCAUAGACAACUAGCCCUAUCCAAUACACACCAGCACCAGUCCCCUCUAAUUAAUUAAUAUUGUUAGAUAGGUUUUGCAAUUAAUUUAAUAUCUCCUGAUAAACUUUUAAAAGUUGUUUUUCAAAAUAUAAAAAAAAUCAUAUUUAAAAAUCUAUCCGUAUAUGACAAAUAUCAAAACAUAUAUGAAUAUUAUAUUUUUAAAAAUAUGAAAUCAUUUUAAGUAUUAAAUAUUUUGAAAAGUUUAGAAAAAAAAUAUUACAUUGAGGCCAUUAUGCUUACUAUACAUACUGGCAUUGUUGAUUUUUUUUUUUACAUUUUGGUGGCAUUUUUUCCUAAAAUGCCAUCAUGUCCCUUAACCCCUUAAGGACACAUGACAUGUGUGACAUGUCAUGAUUCCCUUUUAUUCCAGAAGUUUGGUCCUUAAGGGGUUAAAGGAAAACUAUAGUCAACAAAACAACUUGAAGCAGUGAAGCCGUUUCAAUGCGAUCAUACCCCUGCAGUCUCACUGCUCAAUUCUCUGCCAUUUAGUAGUUGAAUCUUUUUGUUUAUGAGGCCCUAGUCACACCUCCCUGCAUGUAACGUUCACAGCCUUCCUAAACACUUAAUGUAAAGUGAGAUCUAAUGUUUACACAUAAUUACUUGCACAGUCUGUUUUAUUUAGAAUUCCGUAUCUCCUGCAGUCUUAAUAACUGGCUACACCUUGCAGGAGCCUUCUAUGUGUGAUUAAAAUUCAAUUUACAGAGCAGGAGAUAAAUAUUUCUAAAGUAAGUUAACAUCUGAUUGAAACUGAAACCAUUUAUUUCAUGCAAGCUGAGUCAGAAACAGCCAAGGGAGGUGUGGCUAAGGCAGCAUGGACAGAAACAUAAGUGAUUUAAACUUCUAAAUGACAGAUACUUGAGCAGUGAGGCUGCAGGGGCAUGAUCUAUACACCUAAACAGCUUCAUUAAGCUGCACCCCUCACACACAUUGCACCACACACACACAUUGCACCACUCACACUGCAUGUCUCUCUCACACACACCGCUUUCCUCAAACACACACACAUUGCACCCUUAACACACAUACUGCUUCUUUCACACACAUUGCACCCCUCACACACAUACAUACACUCUGCACCCCUCACAAACAUUGCACACCCCUCACACACACUGCACUCCACACACACUGCACUCCACACACACUGCACCCCUCACACACAUUGCACCCCUCACACACACUACACCCCUCACACACACUACACCCCUCACACACUUUGCAAUACACACACAUUGCACCCCUCUCACACACACACUGCUCCCCUCAUGCACACACACGCACUGCACCCCUCACACAUAUAUUGCACCCCUCACACAUACACUGUACCUCACACACUGCACCCUCAAACACACACACUGCACCCCUCACACACACACACAAUGCACCCCUCACACUGCACCUCUCACACACAGUGUACCCCCCACGCACACACUAGAUCCUCUACACACACACAUACACGCAAACUAGAUCUCCUAUAUUCACUCUGGAUCCUCCACACACACACACCUAUAGGCACACACCGCACCACCUACACAAACACUACAUUCCGGACAUACACACUCUAGAUCCCCUAUGCACACACUAAAUCCCCUGUAACUAAAUGCCCAAACACACAACAUUCCCUAAACACACUCUUUACAAUCAUAAACACACACUACAUCACCUAUACACAGAUAUUAUACAGCCCCUAUACACACACUUGCUACGUCCCCUAUACACACUAUGCCCUCUAUAUGCACACUCUCUCACUCUCUACAGCCCCUAGCCACACAUAUUACAUCCCAAACACAACUGAAACCGACCUAUUUCCACAAAACACCACACUACACCACACCACAAUCAACUCACUCUAAACACACACAAUGCCACAGGCAGGCUCCAAACACUUGCACAAUAUGCUUUCCUUUCCCUUUUAUCCUCUAGUAUCCCACUUAUGGAGACAUUAUAGACAAUUCAGAAGCAAACACAGUGCAAACAUGUUAAUAAAUUUGCUUGCGCUGCCCAGAACAAGGGCUUUUUGUCAUGCGAGAGCUCUUCAGCAGGGCUCUGCGAAUUUAACCAACAUGCUCACUCUGAUAGGGGGCAUUGGAGAUGACAAAACACACCCUCUCUGGCCCCGCUUCUUCUCAGUGGGCAGCUGUGAUUUAAAAAACUAUUUCCAGUCUGGUCCUGUGUGGAAAUCUGUAAAUUGCAGUUUACUAGCACAGAUCAUGGCUACCAAAAGAAGAGUGGAAAGGGGAAAUUGCCAUUCUUUAAUUUAAAUGGUACCUAAUAGUGACUGUGCCUCUACCGUUUAUGACUUCGCACUCCCUGGAAUUUUUUCUACAUAUACCACUAGUCCUGAUAAAAAUUAUUAACAAGCAACGAUUAAAGAAAAGAAAAAUUGAAAAAGAAAAAGUGGAUCCAUAUAGUGACAAGAAAUAACACAGUAUUAGCAUAUGGAGUAUGACAGUGCUUCCAGAUAAAAUAUGUAUAUAUUUUAUUGUCUUCAACUGUUAUUUGUGUUAACAUCACAUUCUAUGUUCUACGUCCUUAGUUUUUACACCACCUAAGAAUUUAAAUAAUGCAGCAUUCUUAGCAGUAUCUCUUGUUUUGGCAACACUAUAAAAUGAUAUGUGCGGAUGAUGAGCAGUGGGAAAUAACUGUUAUACACGUGGAUAUGUUUAUUCAUAAACAAUUAAAGAUCAAAACAGACACAGUGAUGAGCUUUUUACCUUUGUACACGGUUAACAAUGCGUGUCGACAAAAGCACAGAAUAACAUUUUCUAGAUAAAUUACUUUGAAUACUUUCUCUAGUUUAGCGUAUAUGUCCACUAGACUGUUCAAGACUGCAGUAAACAAAAUUCUACCCAAUCCUAUGUAAUUUUAAAUUCUAGCCUAAACUAAGUGGAUUUUGUUAAUUACAGUUUUUUUCUACCUGAAUACUGUGAAUGGUUGUGGGUAUCAGGGAUGAUGGGGGUGAGGAGUGGGAUGACCUCUCCCCACUGUCCCGAACAUCUGGUGGAGCUUUUAAGAUCAUAUGUUCCAUUGUUUAAAGGGUCACUACAAGCAUCAUGACCAGUUCAUUGAUUUGAAGUAGUCAUGGUGCGUGGAGUCUGUAUGUACACCAUUUAGCUUUGAAAUGCUGCACAUACAGAGAUUACUCCUAAGCUGCUGGAGGUGUAACUCAUAAAAUAACAAAGUCCCAAGCUGGCUAAUAUCAAUUCUGUGCAAAAUCAGCAUCAGGCACCAGCACGCACAGCAUGCUGUCUACAGAUAGCCAAAAGCAGCACGACCCCUUCUCCAUGCUGACCUGUCCACCCUGCCCUACUUCCCCCUCUGAAAAAGGGAAAUAAUGACAAAGGAGGAAGAUCGUGCUGAGGGAGAACUAGAAACGUUAUUAAUUUAAAAAAAUAUUUUUUUGUGUGUUUAGGGGGCGCACUAAAACCAAACCCAUCGUUUUAUGAAAAUAGAGGUUUUUGAUUGGAGUAACCCUUUAAGGAAGGUAAUAAUAAUAAUAAUAGACUCCCUAGUGAUAAGACUAUAUCAUUUUGCCUGUAGAAAACUGCAGAAACCUGUAUGCUAAGCGAGGCUAGGAUUACUAUGAGAGACUUUCCCCCUGGAUUUUCUGUGGCUCCUGUACUGGUGAUUCUGUAACAGGUUAUAUAAUGUCAGAACGUUUACUUGUUCCACAGUUCACUCUGUGUACCCACUCACUCCUGCAGAGGCCUUGCUAGGUUGCAUAAUGACCAGUUCAGUAAAAGGAUAACUCUUAUGGCCUCUUCCACCACGUAUAUUGAUUUAAAGUACUCCCUAAACUCUGUCCUAUACCAUACAGUUUUCACAGCCUUAAACCCAACUUUAAUUCGUUGAAUAAAUUCAGAUUAUUAUAUAAACGGGGACAUGGGGUUUACAAUGAAAUGGUGACUUAGGGCUGUUAAAAACCCAUCUUGGGUUUCAAGCCUAGAUCCAGCGCUCCCUCCCCUCCAGCGAUACCCCAUGGAACAUAAAUCCUAUUAUUUCUCUGAUGUGUGCUAAUAUGGGUGAAAACACAGGGAAGGAUUUAUAAAAUUGAUCUGAAAGGAGUUUUUUUUCCGUUUUUAAGUUUAGUCUGUAAUCUGUUGUUUAUUUAAGUGUUCUAAAGAUGAUUACUAUUGUUGUUUUGAGCUAUUAUUCUGCAAUUUGCAAGUUUCCUGCAGUUAGUUCAGGUCAAUUCUGCCUGGAACCUGUUAGCGUGAUGUGGUCUUGUCAGAAUAUGCUAUUAGUAUUAAAAAAUGUAAAAUACAUUUUCCAUUAUGCAAAUCGUGUAUAGAGCAUAUCUUUGAAUUAUAUUCUAUGUAAAAUGUUCACAUAAAACAGUCAACAAUUAAUCAGAAAAUCAGUUUACGGGAGAAGCCCAGUAUGAGUACAAUACAUUUCUCGUGAUUAUUCAGCAUCAGCAAGGUAAACUGACAUAUAGAAAAAUAAGCUAAAAUAGACUGGAAAAAUGGAACAAAUACCACUGAAAUUAAAGAUGCAUGAAACAUAAUAAUAAUAAAAAAAAAAUUCAAAACUGUUUACGCAUUGCUAAAUUUCCAAUUGUUUUAACCCCCAAUGGAAUACAACUAAAUGGAGCAUUAGCAGGCUUAGACAUUUAGAGAUGUCACUAGAUUUUGACAAUUUAUGACCAUUUUGUACAAGUCCCACAUAUAUCCCAUGAGGCUUUGCUUCGUUCUGCAGAUAAAAUAGUUGAGACUGCGCACUGCUGAAUGCUAGCAGACUGCGUCCUAUUUUAUUUAGUAAACUGCAGUUUUUGGUACAGUGGAUGGUUUUAUUUAAAUUUGCACAAUAUUCCUAUAAAUGAACUAAAGUCAAGUCCAAUAAAUUCUACUAGAUAUAAUUACAUGCACAUAUUUAUUUAAAUUAGUUAAAGGGAUAUUCUGGCACCACACUCUAACAACUUCAUUUCAUUUAAGUGGUUAUAGUGCCCAAAGUUCCAUAUAUAUGGAGCCGUCGUUCUGUUAAGUGUUAAACCAUUUUUGAAUGGGUUAAAGCUAAAUAUAAGUUCCUGCCUGUUGGCAGCCUUGUCCUUCGGUGCUGCUUAGGUUAAUAAGGAAUCCAUAUCCUGAACAUUAAUUGGCGACGAUGGUUGGCUGAGACUGUCAGCUGACAACUUUUAGCCUAUCACAGGCCCGCCAUUGGUGGUAUGUAUUGGUAUGGCUAGAAAAGAGUAUUCUCUCUGCCUUAGCCAUACCUCUAGUGUGCCUGGGCUAAGUUAAUGCUAAGGGACCCUGUUGCCAGGGACCCACAUUUAAACCGUACAAUACCAUUAAAUACUUAACGGAGGGAUGGCACCAGGGAACCUCACAAUAACUACUUCAAGAAAAUGGUAUGGUUAUAGUGCCUAGAGUGUCCCUUAUAAUCUUAUAUUACACACUUUGAUGUGCCUUUCUGUUUUUCUUUAGAUCCUGAGAAACUUGUACAAAAUGAAAACUCCCUGUCACCGUUGGCUGCAAUAACCGGAGUCUCAUUAUUUUUAAUUUUGUGUAUAUGCCUUCUAUUUGUGUGGAAAAGAUAUCAACUUCAUAGAGGUACAAGACAACUCUGGAUAUUUUAGUUUUUAACAUUUCAUUGUUUCAAGGCUGUUAUUUUAAUUAAGCCUUUUCUGUUUCAGCAAUUCACUGGAAACUGCAGGAUAGGAGGAGGUAUUUUACAUAUUUUUUUAUUAUUCUUUUGGCCAAAGCAUGAAAUCAUUAUUUGUUUUACUUAAUGCUGUAUUAUUUUUUGCAACUUAAGGUCUUCAACAGAAUAUAGAAGAACACAGAUAUUUUCAGGUAAACCUCUAGAAACAACAAUUAAAUGCAUUGACUAUACCUAGAUGUGAAUGUUUUAUUUAAAUGAGUCAUGAUGUCUGAUCUUUCACUAAUGCUGUUUUCAGUCUGUUAUUUCCUAAAAUUCCCUGGCAGUCAAUGCGUAUGCAAAUUUAAAGUUUAACAAUGGCUGCAGCAGGGCCAGACUCAGAGCCCAAUCCUGGGAGGGGAAUUGGAAGAUAGUUUAACUGCAAUGCAGUUUAUCUAAAACACACACACACACACACACAAAACCCCAACACAAAAAAACUAAAAAAAAAAACAAAAAAUAGUGCACAGUAAACAUUUUCUAGUCUGUUCAUUUGAAUUAAAUGCCUUUUAAGCCACACCUGAUUAAUUUGUCCGGGAUAUACCUGUGGAAUAUUGUUAUUUAAUAAGACUCCAAAGGUAAAUAACUGAUGGAUCGAUUUCCUUGGGUGUGGAUUAAAAGGAAUUUGAUUAUGAAGAACCAUAUGGAAUGAAUUGUUGCACUGGUUUAAUGCGCAGGGUUAUUUGCUAAACUUUUGUAUUGUAUUGUUGAAUUGUAGUGAUUUUAAAUCCAUAUUACUAAAUUAAGGCAAAUAUAGCUGAUCUCAAGAAAUGAUCUGGCUCAGCCCUAGUACUUCGAUAUUUGAUCAUUUUCUUUGCAAUUUGGUUACAUUUUUUUAUCAUUUGGAUUUUAGUGAAUAAGUGUGUGUUGAUGUGGGGUAUGGUCAUGUAAUAUUCAUUGCAUAGGAGUGCAUAUACCCUGGUGUAUUUGUGUAAUUUGCCAGUGUGAGAAUGCACUGGAGGAUUAGAGUGCAUAUAAAAAGGUGUAUUCUGGGGCAUUGUGUUUGCCCAGCACAGGCUGAUCGCAGAAGUAAAUUACUGGACAUCAGGGAUAAAGAUUUAAAUAAAAUUUAGAUGUGUGGGUGAGUGUAUGAAUGUGAGUGUGGGUGUAUGAAUGUUUCUGUGUGUGUAUGUGUACAUAAGUGUGUGUGUGUGUGUGUAAUUUCCCUAACAAAAAAGGUGUUAGGGGCUUUGCAGAGUGACUCAAAUAAAAAUGUCUACAGUUGGUGGGUGGGGGGUGACAACAUAAAUCUCCACCCUGGGUGCCAUGUAACCUUGGUAUGCUUCUGCCAAUAGCUUCCUCUUUUAUGGUUUUCUCUGCAUAAUGUGCCUUUUAUGUCUUUAAUGCGCUCAUAUUUCCCAUUGGUGUCCCUCAGUCUCCCCUCCAGUGUCAUUUACUUCCCCAUUAUGGUUAUACUCCGGUACCACUGAAUCCCUCCUCUCCACAAAGUCUUUAUUAGCAUGACUGUGUGGAAUGUGAGUGAGAGUCCUGAAAUUUGGCAUUCUGUCAGGACUCCUGCUUUUUGGCUCCAUUUGCUGUCUGGAGUGGGUGGCAAUAUAACGUCACAUCUCUGGUCCAUCUGUCAGCACUCACUGAAAAGUUCUGUUAGUGCGGGCUUGCAUUGAGGACUUUCACUCACAUGGCACUUUGGCACGCUACUGUAAUAAUAUAAAACUAAAGAAUGCACUGCCCCACCACCCUAUAUAAGUAAAAUACAGGUACUCCUAAGCGGCUGCCUGUCUGGUGAAUUCUGUCCUGGUGCUAUGUUCCUAGAUCUGCGUCUGGGUUGGAGAGGAAAUGUUGUUAAAGAGAAUAAUGUUUAACUUGCUGCUGUAUCUGGAAUAAUUUAUCAUUUAUAACCUUAUCUGGAAUAAUUUCAGUUCUGUUUGCUGGAGACCUAUCUUAUGUAACUAGAAGAAAUUGGCUUUUGAAAGGGAAAAAAAGAGUCCCUGUACGAAAAAGGGACACCACCAACAAAAGUGUGUGCUACCACACCCCAAAAUUUUUAGAACAAGCCAAAUUGUAUAAACAGUGGUUUUUCUCUCAAUAUUCCUUCACCUGUAGGCCCUAACCAAUAUUACUCCUGUAUUAUUAACUACCUGCGUUUCUUCCUCUAGAAACACUUACAGUGAAUUGAAAACCAAAUUGCAAAUUUCAGGCUAAAAAAUCCAAACUGUGACCAUGACAGUUUUUUUUUACUAAACACAGAAUUUCAGUGAAUUAAAUUUGAAUGGCAGAAUUUAAGCUAAAAUAGGUGAUUUAGAACUAUUCUCCUACUCAGCUUUAGUCACGGCUCGGCGACUUUUGACUGAAUUUUGUCAUUCAGAUUUGAUGUGUUAAACUUUGGUGUUUAUUGAAUAACCCUGCAAGACUGGCGACAAUUUAAAUGAUUUAGUCUUCUAUUCCAUUAAAGGAAAAUUGUAGGGUUAGGAUCACAAAAGUGUAUUCCUGAUCCUAUAGUGUUAAAACCACCAUUUAGAUUGCUCUCCAAUAGCACCCUUAAAAGGUAAUAAAACUUACCUUUUUUCCAGCGCUGCGUGCGUCCUCUUGGGCUGGCCCUGCCCCCAAUCUGCCUCCUUUGCUCACAUUAUCAGAAUUGAUGAUCUCAGCCAAUCCAAUGCUUUCCCAUGGGGAAAGUUUUAGAUUGGCUGAGAUCGUCAAGGAGGCGGGACGGGGCCAAAUGUUGGCUUGGCUUGUCUGUAUCUCCUCCUAGAGAUGUAUUGAAUCAAUGCAUCCCAAUGGGAAAAGUUCAGUGUCUCCAUGCAGAGUGUGGACACACUGAACGUCAGUGCUGCACACUGUCCAGCACUGACCCAGGAAGCACCUCUAGUAGCCAGGGCCGGACUGGGGAUACAAAGCAGCCCUGGAAAAAAAAUUUAUGCCAGCCCCAUAAGUCACUGCGCCAUAUAUUGUCGCGUUUAAUAUGUAAGGCUAUGUCUUGCAUGACAGAUGAUUGAGUUAUUUAUAUAUAUAUAUAUUGCUUUUUCUAAUGUAAAAUAUUGGUCCUUUCAGAGUAAAACAUUUAAUUAUACAGUUAGCAUACUCACAUGCAGACACAGACAAUCUCACUGACAUCUCAAUGACACACACAAGCUUAUUGAUACACAGGCUCAUAGACAAACAAUCUCACUGAUAUACAUCAGCUCAUUGACAUAAAAACACAAGCUCACUCACUAGCAGGCACACACAUGCAAGCAAGUUCACUCACUAGCAGACGCACACACAUAGCUUAAUGUAGUGGUACUGGUGUCUAUAGCAUGUCCCUACAGGCUUUUCAACGUAAACAAUGACUUUUCAGAGAAAAUGCAGUGUUUACAUUGCUUCAAAGUGACACCGCUAGUGACAGUCACUCAGACGGUCACUAGAGGUGCUUCCUGUGUCAGUGCACCUACAUUCAGGGCCUCCACACUCUGUAGGUGCUGAAUGUUCCACAUAGAGAUAUUGAUUCAGUGCAUCUCUAUGAGGAGAUGCUGAUUGGUGUAGCGUUUUGCAGCCAAUCCUAUGACAAAGCAUUGGAAUGGCUGAGAUCAUCAAGCUUGAUGAUCUCAGCCAUAGAGGCAGGGCCAGUUGAUGACCAGCACGCUGCCUUUGGAAAAAAAAGGUGAGCAAAACACUAUUUUUAAACACACAUACACACCAUGACAGACACAGAAACACACAUAUACCAUGACAGAUACACACAUACCAUGACAGACCAUGACACAGACAAACAAACACACAUAUACCAUGACACAGACAGACACACACCCCAUGACGGACAGACACACACCCCAUGACAGACAGGCACAAACACACACCAUGACACAGACAGACACACACACCAUGACAGACAGACAGACACACACCACAACAGACACACAUAUACCAUGACAGAUACACACACACCAUGACAGACCAUGACACAGACAAACAAACACACAUAUACCAUGACACAGAUAGACACACACCCCAUGACGGACAGACACACACCCCAUGACAGACAGGCACAAACACACACCAUGACACAGACAGACACACACACCAUGACAGACAGACAGACAGACAGACACACACACACACACACACCAUACAGAUAGACACCAUGACACAGACAGACAGACACACACACCAUGACACAGACAGACACACACACCAUACAGACAGACACACCAUGACACAGACAGACACACCAUGACAUAGACAGACACACACACACCAUGACAGACACACACCAUGACACAGACAGACAGACACACCAUAACAGACAAACUCACACUGACACACAUUACUACUACCUGCCAGGGGGUCGUGCAGUGCAGACGGCUGUCUGUGCUGGCGGCUGCUGGGGCACCUGUGCUGGCGGCCGCUGGGGGAGGUCUGCUGGCUGCCGCUAGGGGAGGUCUGCUGGCGGCUGCUGGCGGCUGCUGGGGGAGCUGUGCUGCCUCUGCUCCCCAGCGUGCAGCUUAAUGAAACCGGGGUCGGAAUAUGACGUCAUAUUCCGGCCCCGGUCUCAUUAAGCUGCACGCUGGGGAGCAGAGACAGCGCAGCUCCCCCAGCGGCUGCCAGCAGACCUCCCCCAGCGGCUGCCAGCAGACCCAGGUGUCUGCCCGGCCCCAGGUGCCGACAGCCCACCGGGAAAUUUCUUAAAGGACCACUAUAGGCACCCAGACCACUUCAGCUUAAUGAAGUGGUCUGGGUGCCAGGUUCAUCUAGGAUUAACCCUUUCUGCUGUAAACAUAGCAGUUUCAGAGAAACCUACUAUGUUUACAAAUGGGUUAAUCCAGCCUCUAGUGGCUGUCUCAUUGACAGCCGCUAGAGGCGCUUCCGCGCUUCUCACUGUGAUUUUUUUUUUACAGUGAGAAGACGCCAGCGUCCAUAGGAAAGCAUUGAGAAUGCUUUCCUAUGGACUGGCUGAAGGCGCACGCGGCUUUUGCCGUGCAUGCGCAUUCAGCCGAUGACGGCGAAAAGGAGGAGUAGAGUUCCCCACGCCGAGGGAGCCCGGUGGGGGAAAACAGGUAAGAUUUAACCCCUUACACCCCCUAGAGACUGGCGGGAGGGGGGCCCUGAGGGUGGGGGGGGGACCUAGAGACCCUAUAGUGCCAGGAAAACGAGUAUGUUUUCCUGGCACUAUAGUGGUCCUUUAAGUGCAAUUAAAUGUGUUAUCUCAUUUAAUUAUAACCUUAAUAAAUGUAAUUCAAAUGCCAUAUUUUUGUCAGAUGUGUAACGCUCUAUAUAUAUUGCUUCUUUAUAGGACAUGAAGAUGCUCUCAAUGACUUCGGAAUAUAUGAGUUUGUUGCCUUGCCUGAUCCUUCUGCUUCUCUCAGGGUGCGUAUAGACUGUGAAAUAUUGGAGUCUCAGUCAGAGGGUCAACAGCUUCUUUGAAUACGUGUUCAAUAAUAUUAUUUUGCCCUCCACAGUGAGUUGUGAUGAGUCAGGAAUUAAAGGAAUUAAUAUUGCCUAGUUGAGAGAAAUCUCAGCCCAGAUGGUAAUGUUCGCUAGCUUAGCUAACUAUGGCCCUUCGGAUGUUGAUGGCCUACAACUCCCAGAAUUCUUUAAAUGCAAUAGGUGUCCAGGUAAUCAUGGAAUCUGUAGUUCAGCAACAUCUUGGGGGACUGCUUUAGAUAAUAAACCCUAUAUACGUCCAUUGGCUUCUGCACUAAAUCAUAGCAAAUAUAUAUAGUGAGUGUAGCAUAUUAGUGAACUACACAGCUACAGCAUGAACAAACAUAGUGCUGAGCAAACAAAAUUCACUUCUGUUAUUUAGAUAAUGAGGAUAGAAAUAUCACAUUGGAGGAAAACAUGGAUUUAUUAAGAAACAUCGCACACAAAUGUUUAAACCCACUCUUUUCUGUGUCCACAUAAAUGUCUAGUUUAUGAGUGUUAGAUUUAGGAGUUAAUAGUGAGAUUAAAAAUAUAUAAUUUUCGUAGACUCGCUUUAGCAUUGCAGUUAACUUAGUCAGUGUGAUUUCGAUCCAAAAUUAGCAGCGAAUGCAUGAGAAAAUAUACAUCUGUUAUAACAAUUUUUUAAUGUUUCGAUCCCACUCACUGUCUGUUCAGGUGCUUUUAAAAAUACUUCCCAAAAUGUAUUCUCAGAUAUAAAGACUACUUUAUUAGUGUUGACUUUCAAAAGGCUCACAUCAGGGGAACGACCCUGCUUCUUUUUGGACCAGCUAUUAGGUGCAGCUGCAUGUACAGUCUGAGCUAGAAUGAGGGAUGCUAUAUGGUAUAUAAAAGAUGUCAAAUAAGGGAUGAUAUUGUCAAAGGAUGGCAGGCAUAGGAACUUUAAGGAAGGAAAUGACAUAUAGAAUGAGAUUUGCAAAUUAAGCACACCUCCCAAGUGUCCCUAUUUAGGAUCAAAUCCAUCUGUACCUCUUUUCUGCUCUAAUGUCCCUCUUUUCUAGGAGCUCCGUUUAAUUUGUAUGUCUGAAUGUGUAAAAGAGCUCCAUAGCAAUAAUACUCACAGUAAUAAAGUCUUUAAACUAUAAUAAAUGUGUUUAGAAAUUGGUCUGUGUAAAUAAGAUACAUUGUUCUUUUUCUAAAUUACAUUUUAGUUGCAUAAAUUGUUAUUAUGGUAAAAAGUCACCUAAUAUUUCCUAGAACAGUCCCACCCUUGGUCAAACCCCUACUCACAUCCUAAAAUGAAACUGCCCCUCUUUGUCCAUUUGAAAUGUUGGACGGUAUGAACUAAGCAUAAUGACAAAUGAGGCAUGAUAAAUGAAACAUUGCAUGUGAAAUUAUCAUAUUAGCAUUUGUGACCAUUGUAUGGGAACUUUUAGUAGCAUUAGUCUAAACCCUAAAGUAUUGCAAAUGCAGGCAUUUUGGUUCACAUUAUCUCUGGUAUUUUUAACUACUUUGUAUUUGCGUUUCCAAAAGCUGAAAAUGUAUGUGUGAAAUAAAUUUUGUGAGGUGAAUUUAUUGAUAUGAAGUAUAAUCUUCCAGAUUACCGUAUUUUUCGCUCUAUAAGACGCACCUGACCAUAAAACGCACUUAGUUUUUAGAGUAGGAACACAAGAAAAAAUAAAUAAAGUGUUCCUUACCACCCACUCCCCUGUCCAAUAGUGUUCUUCCACCCACCCCCCCAUCCCAUAGUGUUCCUUACCACCCCUCCACCUGUCCCUUUGUGCCCGUUUACAUGGUCAAGGGCCCUACGAAGGCAGACAAAAAAUAUAGGUAAAAUCUGUUUAGAUCUCAGUAUCAGUGUGCAGUGAUACAAGUAAUCGUCUAGUGAUCUUAAGCUCAGUUAUUGUCAAUUUCUGAAAAUAGAGUUUCUAUUUUGAUUUACACAGUGGUGUUAAAUAAGGGACUCCGCAAGAACUACAGAAACAUGCAUAGUAUAAAGGUUGAUUUUCUUUCCUGACAACUUGAAUGUUGUGUUUUAAAGAAAAAAAAGAGGAAGUGGGUACUGAGUCUAAUAAUAUAAAAUCACAUUUGGUAACGUUGCAAAGCAAUUAGACCUUCUUCCUUGUUACCAUUCAAUGGGAAGUCCGGACGCUUUAUGGAAUAUGGACAUAGCAGAGGGUUGUGGGAGUUGGAGUCCCAUGAUCAGUUUUCUACUGAGAGUUGUGCAGCCUACAUUUAGCUUCAUUCAUAUAAAAAACAUGAAUGAAGCUUGCUCUGUGGGUUAACCCUCUCUCCCUCCUUUGGUCCCCGGAAGGGCUCCUACCUUUAUGUAGCGUGGCCGAGUGGAGUAGUGUGCACCGCGGUACAGGAGACACACUUUCCUGUUCCUCAGUGCUCACUUCCUUUCAGUCUGACCGAGUACCGCAGUGCGCACUACUCCACUCAGCCACACUACAUAAAGGUAGGAGACCUACCAGGGACCACGGGGGGAGAGAGGGGGGCACAUUUGCUCCAUUAGAUGCACAGACAUUUUCUCUCACUUUUGAGUGUGAAAAAUAUGGUAGUAGGUUCCUGGGUAAAUGAGUAGAUGCUUCUUGCCAAAGGGUAAAUUGGCUUAUUAUCCCACUUGCCAGUACUAUUAGAUGAAUGGGCAGAUUUGAGGGGAAUUGUCACUACUACACGAGCAGAUUUUUAAAAUUGUAGGUUGAAAGGGAAAUAACCAUUUAUGGUGAAUGUGAAUGGUUUUAUUGAUGAUUAGACAGAUUAAAUGUAUAUUCACUUAGAGUGUAGAAAGAAAACAAAAAAAUAAAUAGAACUUUCUAGAUGAACCAGUUUCACAAAUUGUUAUUAGUAGAUUACCUAUAAUUCUCACAAUGGCCUGCCUGUGGGUACACCCCCACAAUUAAAGUGUCCCUCUUUGUCCAUUUUAAAUGUUGGGAGGAGGGAGGAGAACAUACAUUAAACCAUGCAGUUUUUGUCCGGUGAGAUCAUAUAUUAUCACUAGGGGUUCUAUUAGAAGAAUGGGAUAACCAACUAUACGAAAACAGUUUUGUUUUUCUUAUCUUUCUGAAACCAUGAAACAUAACAUAUGCUGUUAAAAUCUCUUCCAGAUUUACCUAUACCCAUUGUGGCAGCUGUUAACCAGUUAUAACAUGAAGCAGGCCCAAAUUGUCCUUGCUGCUUCUGGUUAGAUUAGUACUUGCGCUAGGCAAUCUUACAAAUAUAUAUGUAUUUCAACUAUUAUUACUAGAUUCUCGGUUAAUAGUGAGUUCUUCAGAUUUUAAGACUGUUGAUGGUUUUACAACCUGUUUAAAGUAAUUGCUGUACUUUCUUCAGGUACCAAGUAGCAAGUCUGCGUCUGUUUCUAAUGCCUCACAAGGCCAAGACACAACCUGCACAGUUUAUGAAGUUAUCCGACAUGUUCCGGUGCAGCCGCAAGAUAAUCCACAAGACAACCCGCAGCUUCAAUAGUAAGCGAUUUGAACUAAAACUAAACAAGCAAACAUUUCCAUUUCUUUCAAACCUGAGGAUGACUCAGAUGUUUCCUGUUUGUAUCUAAAGAACCACGCGUGUACAGCUGUGUGUGACAGCAUUGUAUGUUCUUCUAAAAUGCUAUAAAUAAUUGAGCACUGUUACAAUACACGGUAAUAUACUAAUUGCUCUCAUAAGUUAUAAGUAGUGUUGCUCCAAGAGGAUCCAGAAAGGUCCUGAAAUGUGGUUUGUAAUACAAGGUACAGUAUAUGUCUUUAAAAAAACAAGUGUUGACUCAGUAGUUCUCCAUUUUAUUUUAAUACUCCUAUCAAGUUGCUUAAAGGGAUACACCCAACACUAUAACCAUUUCAGUGAUUUAAAGUGGCCAUUGUGUCUGGAGUCUGUAUGUGCAGUAUUCAGUGUAAGAUGCAGAACAUACUGAGAAUAAUCUUUUUGCUGCAGGAAUUGUAACUAGAGUUCCGGGCUGGCUAAUAUGAAUUCUGUACAAAGUUUCAUGCACAGUGUGCCAUUCAUUGGUUUAGAGCAGUCAGCUGAUGCUCUCAUCCAAUGAAUGGCGACUGGAUUGGCUUCCGCCUUUUGAAGCGCAACGAGAAUCCAGGUAAUUGGGUAAACCAUUGCUAAAUGGUUUGCCCCAUUACCAGAGAACUAGGGCCAGGGUACUAUUUGCAUCAUACAAAUACAGUGGGGUGUAGUGUUUGUUACUUGGAAUGAUCAUUUAAGCAGUGGUUCCCAAACCAGUCCUCAUGGCCCACCAACAAUCCAGGAUUUUUGUGGUAUACUGCUUUAUUCCAAUGGAGAUACUGACAAAACCUGGACUGUUGGUGGGGCUUGAGGACUCUUUUGGCAAUCACUGCCUUAAAGUAUCCAAAUAUCUCAAUUCUCAAACCAUGUCGCAGGUAUUCAUUCCAUGAAAAGAUCAAGUGAUAUAUUUCACAAUAUUUUAGAUGACAUCGUGGAAACAAUUGUGGUAUUUAUAUAUCAUAAUUUAUUAAUGUAUCCAUGCUGUAAUGGUAUACUUUACCCAGAUAUAUGGGUUCGACAAGGGGUGUGGCGGGUGUGCCCAUGUCCAUCUUAAAGCAGGCCCAAAUUGUCCAUCCUAUCCAAAUUUACAUCCAUACUUACUCUAUCCAUAAUUCUGAGUUAGUUUGUUAUGUUACAAAUUAUUAGUAGAUAACUUAAAACCAAUGAAAGCAGUUAAAUUUUAGUUUAAUUGCUGAAGAAAAAUAAGCAUUUCCUUAUCAUUUUUAUUCAAUAAAAACUUAUUAAAUAAGAAGAAUCAGGGAAGCUCCUCAAAUUCUUAUAUAUCUUUUAGUAAUCUUGUUGGGAACAAGCCCUAUUCAGGUCUGAGCACUGACCGUAUAUUGUAAUUCAUAUGUAAAAAUAAAUAAAUAAUUUUAUAUAAAAAGAGUAAUUAUAUCAAAGAUCAUUCUCUACUUUAUAGGUUGCUUCAAUCUGCAUCAAACCUGGGCUGGAUAUAGGGCAUACGUGGCCGAUGGAUGUGUGAAGCAGUGACUCCGUAGUCAUAAAAAAAAAUAUUACAUUGUUGCUGUCAGAUUAUCUUGCAGCUGUUCACUGUUAACAUGAAUAAUGAAUUUAUGGAUAGUUUAAAAUUACUGAUGAAAUUAAAAAAAAUAUUGGCUUCCAAGAAUUUUUGACACAUCCAGCUGAGAAGCUUAAAAUGUCACUCUAAACACCAGAACCACUAUAGCUUAAUGUUGUGGUUCUGGCGUAAUUAGACUGUCCAUGCAGUGACAUCAAUAUAAACACUGCCUUUUGCCAUUGCUACCUACUGCCAUCUCUAUUGGCUGUUACUCUAACAGCCACUAGAGGGGGCCUCCUUAUAACAUUCCUGAAAAGAUUGCAAAGGUCGACAUGAUCCCCAUAGAGAUGCAUUGAGCCAAUGCAUCUCUACGAGGAGUUGUUGACAUGCAGCAAUUGCUGUGCACUAGCCCACUCCCCCCCGCUCCCGCCCCCCCCAAUGCUUUCCUGAGUGGCUGAGGUCAUUUGAUUGGCUGAGUUACUAAUAAACUCAUAAUCCUAAACCUUUUUAUUACAACUUUAACCACUCUUGAGUUGUUAAGCUUAUUAUCCUUAAACAUCCUACGUAAUGUAACUCUGACAUAACCCCUCUCUAACCUUAAAUCCCCUUUUACCAUAACCACAUCUAACAUCAUCUUUCACCCUGCAUGCAUAGAUAAAGCCGCAAACGUUCACUAUGUUCACAGAUUCCAAUGCCAGGCUGCACAUACACACAUAUAUACAUAGGCAGUUGUCUCAAAUAAAUAUGUUUUUCAGAUGUUUUUAGGCCUGCAAUGUCCAGUCAGUAAAUGAAUUAUACUUAUUUAUAUGCCUUUUGUUGAGAUGGGAAGCAGGGAGCGCCUUAGAAUUUUAUGCCUACAAGCACCUGAAAGCUGGCCUUAACAGGGUACUAAUAGUAUACAAAACGAUUUAAAAAAAAAAUUAUUCUGGGGGAGGGGGCUUUAAACAGGUAGGCUAACACUAUAAUGUUAAUAAUACAAAACUACAUUAGUCUAAUUUAAAGUUUACUGUGAAAAACAUUGACUCUUCAAUGCUAAAUCACAUCUGUGCGCAUGAAGCAUGGACUUUUCAUGCAAUCUAGAGUGGCGGUAAAGUACUCAGAGACUUUACAUGAAUAAAUAGAUUGAACUGCGGCACCCAGCACUGAUUUUGCACUUCAGCUACUACUCAUCUGACUGGGUGAGAGGCGCCUCACUUCGUUAUUGAGCUUCUCCUCGAUCUCUACAUCCUGGAAUUCAAGAUGCGGCCUGUGAAGCCUGCAGGGACCUGGAGUCGGGAGAUGUGGCCGAUCUCCCGGUCUGGAGCUGCUGAUUCUAUUGCGGAGUCCUGUAGGGGCACCAUUCCUCCGUCCCCCCACCCCCCUCUGUGCCUGUUGGGGUUAUCCCGGUCCACACUGGAAGCUGGGCCAUACACAAGCUACAAGUGUGCAAAACGCUUACUUACCUAAGAUGGCUGUCGCAAUCCAAGUAGCUAAGCCCAUGACUGAGGCCAAGCAACAGCAUCAGCAUUAGGAAGCAGCGUCUGAUGCCAUGUAUGACCAAGUCUGGUGCAGCCUAGAGGCAAAGACACAUCAGCCCUCUGUACCUGCAGUGCUGCUUGCUGAGGCGGCUCGUUCCCCUCCUGCGUUGGAGAUCUACGGGAGGAUCAUCCCAACACAUAGUCAGUACCCUCAGGGAGGUCUCUGCAUGUGGGACUGUCCGGGGACAUAGUCCUGAGCACUGAGUGUGAAGGGGCUGUCAGAUACUUUGUGUGGUCUCCUGAACGGACCUGGGGCUGGGAGUGUGCAACAGGGGGGUGCACACAUGUUUAUCCGACAGGUGCCUGCCAAUCUUCUCCCCCUAGCCUAGGCAUAAGAUGACUACAACCUGAUUUAGAUCAAAUCAAACUUUGAUUAUUUGUCUAUCUACUCCUUCCAAAUUGAUUAAUUAAUGCGUGCACGCUCUUCCUAGAAGUAAUUCACACCAGAGACAAAGUUUCUGAUUAGUGAAAAACCUGAGGAAUGCUUUAUUCCCCGGAGUGGGAGCCCCUUUUAAAGCAGAAAUACGUCAUGUACAGAGUCACAGUUAACAUACAGUAUACAUUCAACAAUUGGUUAACAGUAUAAGGGGUCUUGUCUAAACCCACCCUACAGGAUGUAAUGUCAUCAUUACAGAGUUCUCCCACCCACAUUCCAGCUCCAUCUUGGUUACACAAUGGGAGGGGGAGUGAGUAGUUACUGAAAAGAGAGGGGCUGAAGGGAAAACAGUUACUUUAACAGCGAUUCUUCAUUUUGUUACACGUGGCACAUAGCUGUUAGUUACACAAAGGAAGUGGGGGAGGAGUUAGUAAAGGAAGUUGUUCUUUUAACACAGGAAUUUGUUACACAAGGCUUGCUCGAUGGGAAGGGGGAGGGUAGCCGGAUGGGAGGAAUUUACAGAGGAAAUAGUUACUGAGCACACAUGUACAUAGUAAAAAAGACAUUUCAUCCAUUCAAGUAUUUUGUCCAUAACAAACCUCCUAACAGGCAUUUAGAGCUAUGUUUAACUAGUAACUUCCCUUAAUCUGUACAAGCUUUCUUUUUUCUAUCGGCAAUUCCAAUUUAUAGCCAGCAAUGUUCAUAACAAACAGAGGAAGUUAGGGGUAGCACCACAAUAUGGAAAAAUAUAGAAUAAGCAAAUAAAUAAAAACAGGAAUCUAUAGUAUAGCACAUAAGUAUAUAUAUAUAAUUUGAAGUCCUAAGAGGAGCAAAAAAAUAAAGGUCCAAUAUAUGAAAGUCCAAUGUUUUAGUAUGGAAAUACACUCCCUACUACCUUUCUUGUGAAUGGGCACAACAUUCGCUAAUUUCCAAUCUUCUGGGACUACUCCUGUUAACAAUGAUUGGUUAAAUAAAUCUGUUAAUGGUUUUGCUAGUACACCACUAAGCUCUUUUAAUAACUUUGUGUGUAUUCCAUCAGGCCUCUUCGACUUAUUAGUCUACUUUUGACAGUUGAAAUAGAACCUCUUCCUCUGUAAACCUUGUUGAGCAACCUCCUGGUCAAAUUCAACUGCUGACUCAAUGAUUAAGAAUUAAUUACCAUCCUCUUCUAACUUAACAUCUAGUUACAAAUCUUCAUCCAUGUUGGUGUGGUCAGUACACUGGCAACAAUACUAGUGAGCAAAAGUUGUCUGGAACCCUGAUAAAAGCCAAUGACUGCAGUGAUGUCAUAAAACUUACAAUACAGAUCAGAACAAGUGGCAUAGUAAAGAUGUCUAUCAUAUGUCAUCAUAUCCCAUUGUACAGCGCUACGGAAUUUGCUGGCAUUAUAUAUUAUAAUAAAAUAAUAAUCAUUAUGCACUGUGAUGUCAUGGAGUGUUGGACAACCUUUUUUUUAACCCCUUCAGAAGAGGCAUUUGUCCAAGUUCUGAACUAAAACAAACUCCAUAAAUGUGAUUGUGCAGCUGUAAUUUAAGGACUUCUCUUUAAGUAACCUCAUACAUAUUAUAUACUGAUUUUUAAAGAACAGAAAGGGCUUUCUUUUAAUAUCCUAUAUGUAUACCUAACACAACAUUAAAUGUAAAUAAAAUGUUGAAAAUGGGAAAGAAAUGGGGGAGGGGGGUGCAUUUUUCACAUUUUUGCUUAUAGUAUUUUUUACACAUCCAGUGCAAGUUAAUAAAAAGAGCUGAAAAUAUAUUCACAUAUCAGUUUUGAUUGUUAAAUCCCUUUUAUGUCUAGGAUCUCAAUUAAUUUUUAGUAGUUAAAGUUAACUCUACUCUUACACUAACUCUAAAUGUAUACAUACCCAAACAUCACCCAUAAACGUAACACUACACUAUCGCUAAAACUAAAACAACAUUAACCCUUACCUUAUCCUAAGACUACCCAAAAUCCUACCAUAAGCCUAACUCUACCUUUAAAAACAAACAAACCCACAGCUCAUAUUAUCACUGAUAUCAGCAGAUGGGUUUCCUAGUUAAAACAGUAGAAAGCAAUAUAUUGCUGACAUCUACUGGCUGUUUUCUGCAUUACGGGUUAAAUCCCUGUUCACACCAUAACGUUAGGACGUCAGUACGUGCUAAGUAUAGUUAGGAUGUAAUGAUAUGUACUAACGUUGUAAAGUGGUUAAUAUUCGUUAUUUUCUUUAUUUAGCAACAGACUGAUGAUCUUGAAAUACUCCCUGCAAUUUUCACUACUUCUAAAAUUAGAGGUUAUAAUCCCUUAUUUAAUAAGAACGUAAGAAGAAAAAUAACAAAACAACUUAAAAGAAAAGAGACCAACACAAGGCAUUCAGUAUGGGGAUAAAGGGUUGGUUUUUUGAUCUCCGUAGCCCAUGCAGCAGGGGUUCCCCUUCUGAGCAGGCACUUUAGGCAAAUGACUGAUUUGACUAAUGGUUGCGCUGGUCCUGGUUCUAUGGCAAAUGUAGCAGUCAUGAGCAAGACUGCAAAUUGUAGAGUAACGUGAAAUCCAUGUUGCUAUGAUUUAGCAUGCAAACGUUUCAGGAGAUCAUUGCAGAGUUUAACCCCUUAAGGACACAUGACGGAAAUAUUCUGUCAUGAUUCCCUUUUAUUCCAGAAGUUGUGUCCUUAAGGGGUUAAAAAUACAGUUUCAUACCACUUCUGCCACAAAGUAUGAACCUCUUGUGGGAAAGUACAUAAACAGGAAAAAGAACAUACUGCAAAACACAAUUUGUGCAAAGUUAGGUCCACUGGUGAAGCUUCAUACAUCUAUUUGGAGAGUAUUUACUUAGGCAAAUGUUUUUGGUGCAUGCAAAUCCAUAUUCCUGCUUUGUAUCAAAUAACAAGCAACUAGAAGAUUUACAUGUGCACAAAGAAAUCUACAAUUGGUUCUGGAAUCCUUUACUCCCUUACUUCCUCCCCUCCCCCCCCCCCCAGAUGUUGGUGGCCUACAACUCCCAAAAUCCUUUAAACGCAAUAGAUGACCUGAGAAUAAUAGGAUUUGUAGUCCUUGGUUGGGGGGGGGAGGAGGGGAGAGGAAUUUAAAAUGACUGCUAAAAACGCUGGUAUUCAUCCUCAGUCAGCUGAGAGUACCACAAAGAAAAGAUGGGGAAAUAUUACAAAUUUAACAUUGAAGUGUGCCACAAAAGGAAUGCUAGAUUGUCAUUCUUAUUGCAGCCUUACCCUGGUAUAAGUACAGCUUCACAGUUUGCUUAUAAAUUCUCAUUAAACCCAUUUCUUUUUCGCAGGCAGAAAAGACUUUCAUAACAUUGGAAGGAAAUCCGUGGAAAAUAUCAAACUGCAUGAAGAACACAUUGAAAUGACAUGUUUAAUCUCAUUGUCAGAAGUGACUAUUGCUGUCAAAUACCUCAGUCUUGUGGCAUUAAAUAAAAGUGGUAUUUAUUAACAAAAUGCCAAAUUGUAGUGAUUUUGAAAAAUUGUGCAAUUAAGGCUAAAAUAGAUACACUGGAAAAAUUCACGUUCACAAAUUUGUAAAGUUGAGGAAUUAUUUUCCAAAUCGACUAUUUUAGGCUGAAUUUUGCAAUUCUGUUUUAAAUCCAAUACAAUUCACUGUUUAGUGGAUAAAUCCCAACAUGUAUUAUUGCACAUCGCCUAGCUUGCUAGUAAUAAUUAUGAGCUACUAAAUGAAAAAUGAAUGUAACACUUUAAUUGAUAAAACUAUUGUCUAUUUUUUCUGUGUUUUGUAUAUACUAUGGCAAACAUUUUCUAUAAGGCUUUGGUUGCAAGAAAAAUGUGGAGACACUACCACUGAAACAUUAUAAGAUCCUCGCGCAGGUUUUGGUGCAAGGACGUACCUUGUCCUUGUCUUACUGGACUCUAAAGCAUAUUACUGCAGAAAUUUGCAAAAAGUAGUACAGCUAUAAGAACCUGCUACAUUCACUCAACACACCAAAGGAUAAACUAUUCUUCCCCUAUCAUUCACGUUUUAAAGCAUGUACGGCAGGGCCGUACAGGGACCAAAAGGUAGAUCCCCAGAUGUUUUAAAACUACAAUUUCCAUGAUGCUUUGGCAUUGUAAAGACAUGCAAAGCAUCAUGGGAGUUGUAGUUCUGUAACAUUUGGGGAUCUACCUUCUGGGCAUCCCUGGUGUACGGCAAUCAACUCCCAUCUCCUCUGAAAUGCCUGUACUUGUAUCCUUAACCCCUUAAGGACACAUGACGGAAAUAUUCCAUCAUGAUUCCCUUUUAUUCCAGAAGUUGUGUCCUUAAGGGGUUAAUACAGUUUAAGGAACACUUUACUAUGUUCUUGUAUCUUUGUGAGAGCCUGUAUUGAAUGUUUUGGUCAAAACGUUUUCCAUUCAUUAAAAAAGGAAACCAUAAAGAUAUAAACGUAAAAAAAAAAAAAGCCAUAGAUGAUGCACCACAUCAUUCAUGCUUUUAUGUGAAUUAUUCUACUUCUAAAUACUCCUAAUCAUAAACUGCUACUGUGCAGAGGGAUCACCCGAGCACUCCUAUUGAAAAUAACAGAUGCCAUGGGUUUGGCCAAAAGGUUUCAGCUGAUAUUUGUUCCGGUAGAUCUCACGGUAAAAAUUGCAACCCCUGGGAAUUUUCAGCAAACAGAAUCUCAAAUUCUGAGUACCAUCUUAUAUUUUUUAAAUAUAAAAUAAAAUAAAAAAAAUACUUAAGACAUUAUAUUGAUAAUGCAUUAUAAAUGAGGUCUGUCCCAACAUGGAGUGUACCUUUAAACUUAAUUCAUAAAGUAACUUACUUCAUAACUUACUUAUAAAUCCCCCAAUAAGUUUUUAGGGAAAAUGUGCACUAACACAGUUAAGCCAUACUGAAGUCGUAAUUCAUAUCGAAUCAUCGUGCCUAUGUGUAGGGACUAUAUAGUCACAAAAAAAGUGGAAGGCAAUAAAUCUGUUUUAAUGGUACCUGUAAAACAUGAUACAAAUUAGUCAUUUUAAAAAUAAAGCAUAAAUCAUAAGCCAUCGAGAUACUUUUUAAAUGUUAGAUAAGUUAUGUAACUUCUGUCACUGACUGCUGGCUAUUAGUUUAUGGUCACAUAUACUAGAUGUAUAAAUGUGGGACUUUAGUAUAAUAUAUGGGUAUAACCAUCCUACGCAAAGGAUAAACAAGUAUAAUAAGGGCAAAUAAGUACAAUGUUAACAAAAAAGAGGGAGGGGGACAUCUGGCAUUUGACAUACUUACAAUAAAGGCAGUAUACAUUAAAGGAUCACAAGUGUUGGGAAAACAAACUCGUUUUCAUGACACUAUAUACUCCUUAGGACCUCCCCUCCCUCAGGGCCCCCCUUCCUUGGUGCUGAAGGGGUUAAAACCUCUUUAGCUACUUACUUUAAUCCAGCACCGGGCUCCUUCGGCGGUGGUUACCGUGCCUCACCCGCCGACGUCAGCUCCCGAGUGGAGUGGAAAGAGCCGCGUGCGCAUUCAGUCCAUAGGAAAGCAUUUCUCAAUGAUUUCCUAUAGAUGUUCUGCACGCUGGAUGCGAUUUUCGCAUCCAGCAUCGCAGAAGCGCCUCUAGCGGCUGUCAGGAAGACAGCCACUAGAGGUUGGAUUAACCCUGCAAUGUAAACAUAGCAGUUUCUCUGAAACAGCUAUGUUUACAUCUGAAGGGUUAAAACCUGGGGGACCUGGCACCCAGACCACUUCAUUGAGCUGAAGUUGUCUGGAUGACUAUAGUGUCCCUUUAAGCAUCCAGGGUAAAGCUUGUGUCUAUCAAGGAGGGGAUCAACAUUUGUAUAACGGUAUAACGUUAGUUGCCCAAGCUUAGGGGAAUGACAGUUUUGUGUCACUUGGCAUCAUGCCUGUGGGAGUCGGUGAGUGCUGACAAAUUUUCACAUGUAACUUUGUCCCUCAUAUAAGCUUCGGUGGGGCAUAUGGAGCUUUUCGGGUUUUUCGCUAUUAGGGAUUUAGUAGCUAGAUGAACGUGAGAGGUCGAAGCUCUCCAAUUAAAGGGAAUAUUGGCUGAGCGGUCUAACCACAAAUAUGCUGAUACAGAGUAGGGAACCUCGGUUUCUCCCAAUUGCUGCAAGACCCUGGGAUAUGGUCAUUUUAAGAAUAACUUCGGGGCAAAGUUAAUACACAAGUUUACUACAAAAUGUUUUACAAUAUGUUAUUUAUAUAUUUAGAAAGGAUAAUUUCUUUAGAAUGUUGAUAGUGCCCAACUUUCUUUUAAAUUAUUGGUAGUGUGUCUCCCUCUAGUGGAAAAGAGAAGAUCUGUCUCUAUAGUCUCAUCCAAAAAUUAAGUGAAUUAUUGUUGGAAAACUCUCCACCUUUACAAUUUUGUGUGAAAAUUUGUAUGUCGGUUCACAAAUUUGCACAAAUCUAGAGUUUUUUCUGUUUAAGAUGGUUCUGACUUGGGCAGUGUGUCAAGUGUUUACUUAGGAGAGAGCUGCAGUAGAGAAGGUAUAAAAAGAAUAAUAUAAGAGUAUUAGUAACUCACUCCCUCACCUUUGCAGCACUUCAGGGUACUGAUACUAACCUUUUCCUAUGAUGAUGUAUGUUCUUGGAAAUCUUUUGCCUAUGAUGGUACCUGUGCACAUGCUUGCUGGUAAUUCUUCCAACAAUGCUGUACGUAAACAUACAUAAUCACAUGCUUCUUGUGCAGUGUUGUAAGAUACCUGGAUAUUUACAUUGUAUGCCAUGCUGUGCCUUCACUCAUACAUGAUGUAAAAAUACUACUACUACUAACAAUAAAACACCUCCCCAAAACAUACCUUACUUUUAGUUUAAAAACAAGUCAGAAGUGAUCAUUUCUCUUGAAAGAAUAUGGUAAUGAAGUCAUUAGGUACUGACCUUUAACCUUUUUCUCAAGUUGAUAACAUUUAUCAUACAAUGCAAACACGCAAAACAGGCUUGAUAUACCUCUAUGAUUUUUGAAGUAUGAGGGUCAGGCUAAAUGUGUAUAUUAAAAAUUAUUACUAAUGAUUGAAAAUUAUUACACCCCUUGUUGAUGCAGAUUAAUGACAAAUAAGGCCAGAGAAAUGUGAUUAAAGCUUAUUUUAAGCUACUUAAUGAGAAACUAGAGGGUAAAAAUGAAACCUUGUUUUUUAAUGAAUUGUAAAGAGAAUUCAUUAAAAAUGCAAAACAGAAAACCCUAAGAUAGACGUUUUGACGUUUCUCUUGAUACACUGUUUAGUGGGUCUACUCUUGCAGGUAUCUCUCACGCCAAAAAUAAAUUUUUAUUACUCAACUCUUUUUUUCUAGGCUGAUUAAUGAAUAGCUUUGAGAAGCAGGCUUAGAAGUGCAGCGAUCUUUUUUUUUUUUUUUUUAAAUUGCAGCAAUUUGCAGCCAUUUUAAAAAAUGACUGAGGGUUCUCUAAGCAAUUAUGCAAUGUUGUGAUGGUGCUUAGAGUGACUUUUAAAACAGUUAUAAAAAAACUCUGACCCCCAAGUUGAUAAUGAACUACAACUCCAAAAAGAGGGUAGAGUAUUAUGGGUGUUUUAGUCCAACAACAGCUGGGGGACAGAGUUUGAGUCCAUUGAUUAAAGGUUUUUAUGAGAGGGUAUUUGCAAUAUUCCCAUAUGUCUCUCUAUCCAACCUUCUCAGUGGCUAGAAAGCUUUUCCCUAGCUAAUGACAUCUUGAAUGACUGUCGAUCAUUUGGACAACAGAAUCAUAUGGUGACUCGGGAACAUUCAGUACCUACUAAGAAGGAAAAUGAGCAAUAUGAAUUGAUCUUUAAAACAUGCAGUCUGCACUGUAAUAUAUUGUGUUACCAUCACAAAAAAAACUAUAACUAUUUAUUUUGGACUUUUUUUUUAAUUUGUUUAUGAAUAUUUUAAUGUGUUUACAAGUGAUCUUUAAUUCUGUAUUAGAU